Ornithodoros turicata is the source of this 60786-nucleotide messenger RNA. RefSeq names its product muscle-specific protein 300 kDa-like. The transcript has 164 exons. Gene Ontology annotation, cellular component: meiotic nuclear membrane microtubule tethering complex; cytoplasm; nuclear outer membrane. Gene Ontology annotation, molecular function: actin filament binding. Lineage: Eukaryota; Metazoa; Arthropoda; Arachnida; Ixodida; Argasidae. The record is from RefSeq and is a predicted model, not a curated record. The coding region runs from base 153 to 59816 and encodes 19887 amino acids. Gene Ontology annotation, biological process: nuclear migration.
GUUGGAUUCAAAAGGUUGGUCCUGCUGAGAGCAACAUUGACGACUGACACGAAGCUACGAAGAUAUCGGUCGGAUUUUUCGCAUUGGAGAGGGCGAACAACAAUGAAGUGGUGAAGCAAAAGUGGUGAAGUUAAAUUCAAAAGGGCAGCAGCAUGUCUUCGUGGCAGCAGCAGCAACAGCAGCUGCACCAGCAACAGAGAGAGCUGGAAGCUCAGCAGCAAGCCAGGCUUCAGCAGCAGCUGGCUGGAACGCAUCAGCAUCUUCAGCAACGACAGCCGUCUCCGAGCGGUCCCAUGUUCACGUUGGGAACUUACGGUCAACCGUCGCAUUCGCCAAGGAGUGCAGCGGAACGCGACCAAGCCGUGCACACCAUCAUGGAGCACUUGCCCCCAUCGCCGACAGUUCAACGUCGGGUUCCAACCCAGGGUGCGGCUCAGGCUCAGGCCCCGGUUCCAACCCCGAGUCAGGUCCAGGGGCCUGCUCCGUACACGGUUACUGUGUCUGCAUCCUCCGUGACGUCAGCUGUGACGUCGACCUCGAGCUCUAUCGUGACGACGACUUCGAGCUACCAUCGUGACGUUCUGCCCCAGUCUGCUGGUCAACAUGUGUGGACCGAUACGGUCAUUGUGGAAUACCGAGAUCCUCAGGGUCUGACGACGGCUCAGGUGAUCGCUGCACAGUCUCAGGACUACGUCGACGAGAAAGAAAUGGAGUACAAGUUGGCCAUUCAACAACUGCAAGAUGAACAAGAACGAGUACAGAAGAAAGUCUUUACAAACUGGAUUAAUCACUGCCUGGCUCAACGAGUGCCUCCAUUGCGGGUGGAUAACCUCAUCGAAGACCUCCGGGAUGGAACAAAGCUUUUGGCCCUGCUCGAGUACUUAUCUGGCGAAGUAUUGCCAAGGGAACGUGCCCGUAUUCUGAGGCGACCUCAUUUCCUUAGCAAUGUCAACACUGUCCUUAGGUUCCUCGAAAAACGACGGAUCAAAUUGGUUAACAUCAAUGCAACGGACGUGGUGGAUGGCAAGCCCGCCAUCUUACUCGGCCUUAUCUGGACAAUCAUUCUACAUUUCCAGAUUGAAGAGAACACGAGACUGCUGGGCGAACAGUCCGCAGCGUGGGGUGAGCAGAGCUCGACGGAGAGCCUGACUGCCAGCCCCGCUACUCCAGUGACCGUACCGAGCAGUAGAGCCGCAGCAAAGGCAGGUUCUCCGCUUCAUAGGGCAACGCCGCUCGAACGCUGGCGCGGUGGGGCACGCAAGGCACUGCUACAUUGGGUCAAGAACAGCAUCAGCCAACGUUUCGGCAUCCAAGUGAACGACUUCGGUCCCAGCUGGCGCGAUGGCCUCGCCUUCAUGGCCAUCGUCCAGCGUAUCAAACCCAGCCUGGUGGACAUGGAUGAGGCACGUCGGAUGAGCAACCGACAGCGCCUCCAGACUGCCUUCGACCUCGCGCGAGACCACCUAGGCAUUGCUCGUCUGCUGGAUCCAGAAGAUGUGGAUGUGGACCAGCCCGACGAGAAGUCCAUCAUGACGUACGUGGCGCAGUUCCUGCACAAGUAUCCAGAAACCUACUCGACCGGCGAAGAGCCCGUGACUACAUCCCUGGCGUCACCUUUGGCCACAGUACCACCCAUGGUGCCGAUCACUUCUAUCACACCCGUCAAGGCUCCGAUGACCUUCGCUCCAGCGGUGACCCCUCAGCGGCCGGUGAUCACCCCGGUGAUCCCGCCGCCAACGGCACCCAAACCGACGAUCGCGCCAAAGCCACCAGCAGCUGCAUUGCCGCCUGAUGACACAGCGGCGUUGAGGAUCUUUUUGGACAAUGCUGAGAAGACGUUGGAAGUUCUGAGUGGCCCCGUGACGAACCUCAAAGAAGAGUACAUGCUAUACAUGAACCUCUGCCAAGAUUUGGAACGUCAUCGUAGUCUUCAUGACCAGCUGGACCGCAGGGCAGCUCGAGGAGAUCGCCCCGAACUGUCACAAGCUUGGCCUGCGCUGGAAAACCGCUGGCAGAACGUGGAAGAUUCUCUUAGGAGAUGGAAGUUGCGCUUGGAUGCUGCUCUCCCUGGGCGCCUCGCCCAGCUUGCCGAGUGGCUGGCUCAAGCUGAAGAAAGGCUGCGAACGGAACUGCUGCCUAAUGCACGUCCUGAAGAUAUGUCUCAAGUGGUCGCAAUGAAACUACAAGAAUACGAUGUAUUCUUCACGGACCUCGAUGAAGUUCGGCAGUGGUUCUCGUCCCAGAAGUCUUCACCAGAAGUCUCGGCGAACGUCUCUCCGCACCACAUUCGAGACCUGGAAAUCCGCUUGGAUCACGUGUCCAGAACUGCACGCAAGCGCCAUUUGCGGCUGUUGCUGGAGGCUGCCAAGUGGAAGCUGCUGGACUUUCUUCGUAACGUGGAAAAUAAAGUCUCCAGGCUCGAGUCCAAGCUCGGAGUCAAGCAUGACGUCGAAGGACUGCAGAUACUUUACAAGGAUAUGCUCGAGAAAGAAAAAGUCUUCGAGAAGUUCGAUCUCCUCUUCAGAGAGUUCCAGUUUUCGAUCGAUACUUCCCAACGAGGUGGUGCCCUCGACUUUGAAGAAGCUGACCAGAUGGGUAAGCUUCUGUCAGACGUCCACGACCGCUGGAGUAAGCUAAGCACGCGGCUACGAACGGCUGGAAACACAGUGACUCAGGCACUGGCCCACUGGAACCGAUAUGACACGCACUACGAACCAUUGGUCAGCUGGCUUGACCAAGUUGAAAUGAUUCUUCAAGGUCCGCCUGAGAAGCACCAGGAGUACUUUGCCGACUUACCGUCCUGGAACGAGAAGAAGAACGCUGUCGUGGAAUCCGGCGAAUUCUUGGUCGCCACAAGCAGAGACGACGUCGCUUCACCUCUUAGAGCACAGAUUAUGUCAAUAAAGCGGAGAUGGGAUGUCUUAUAUCCGCAGGUUCAUGGAUUCCUCAGUAGUGGUAAAACCAUGCAGACUUCGCAAGAGUUUGACGGAGACUUAAGCCACCUUCGGAGCUGGCUGCAGAAUGCUGAAUCCCUUCUGUCUGCCCAUGUGCCUUGCAAGCGUGAAUACCUCGAUGAACAUACGCAGGCAAUACGCAAACUUCAAGGCGAAGUCGAAGAUAAAGAAACACUGUACAAGAAUGCGGCCAAGAAGGCACAAGCUCUUGUACGUGACCUUAGUCGCCGAGACGUAGAAACAAUGAUGGCAGAUCUCAAGAAGGAGAAGGAAUCACUUGUGCGCGUGGGAGCCAAAGCAGCGUCUAGGCUUCGCUCGGUUGUGCAGCUCCAAACGAUAUUGGAUGCCCUCCAGAAGGACCUCGGUGACCUGGACACUUGGCUUGAUCGUGCUGAAGAUACGAUCGCUACAUACAGCCCUCCAACGUCUCAGGACCAAGUGAAAAGACAACUGGAGAAACAUCGGGCAUUCUUCUGCCAAGCGCCCCAGUACAAAUCAUUCCUGGACAAGAAGAACAGACUUCAUCGCGACCUGCGUGAAGAAGUCGGAGCGAACGCUGGAAUCGACACAUCCGAAAUCGACGAACGAAUGGCCGCUCUUAACGACAGAUUUGAGAGCACCAUAACUCUAGCACAUCAGUGGGAGAGAGCCAUGGAAGAAGCAGCAGCCCGUUGGGAACACUUGAACGAGUCCGAAUCCCGAGCGCUGGAAUGGCUUAACAAGGCUGAGAAGCAUUUGGCUCCAGAUCGCGACCUUGAAGCAUCUGAGGCGUUCUUCAGCAAGCCGCACGAGCAUAUCCUGUUGAGCGUCAUUCAGGCAGGCAAGGACGUGCUUGCAACCUUGCCAGAGGAACUUCAUCCUCCCAUCGAGAAACGGGUGAAGCACGUCAAGGAAAAGUGGAAGUCUGUUCAGGAUAGACUUCCGCAAGUGCAGGACGACCAGACUUUCAAUGCCCUGCGCGACUCCUUCACGAAGCACAUCUACAUUUUGGACCUGGAGCUCAGGGAGGAACAGACGCUCUUGGAGAAGGGAGAAAAACCGGAGGCUCUGCUGCAAAGACAUGAGACUUACUUCAACAGCUCCAAGGACAUGGGCGGCAUCCAAGACUGCCUGGAAGAGAUGCAGGAAAUGUCAAAGGACUCCCCCGCCCGUCAGAGGGACCUGGAGAAGCGUCGCGAAGAUUUCGAACGACUUCACGACCGCAUUGUAAACAUGGACCGUGUACUGAGACGCGGACCGUCGCAGUGGUCCGACUAUUCCAAGAGGUUCAGCGAGCUGAACGCAUGGAUGGACGAGCUUGACAAGCGCGUCCAGAAGCUUGUGGAGAGCGACUCCAGCUCUGCAGAGGCUUAUGAGGCUGCGAGGGCGGAGUUCAUGGACAUCUGUGCGAACGUUGAAAGCAGACGUGGUGACCUGGAAUGGCUGAAGGAGCGUCUGGAAGCCCUGAUGCCCACCUUAGAACCUAGAGAAGCCCAACGAGAGAGGGAUCGGUUGGAGAUGCUCUUCUCUCGAUACCAGGCACUUCUGCCCACUCUGGAGACCACGACCGUCAUAUCGGAAACAGUCUCCAAGUGCUUCCUCUAUCGAGAAGAGGUUAUCCAAGUGACACGCCUGCUACGUGAGGUUAGAGACCUGAAGCCUCCAGAAAUCCCAGCUGCUAACCCAGAAAAGCUACAAGAGAUGGUGCAGCAGCAGAAGGAGGUUAUUCGACAGCUGGAGGAACUGCAGGGCAGUGUGCAGGAACGCAUCGAAUCCGGGAAGACCCUGCAGGCUGAAGCGGGGGCCCCGGAAUUCGUGUCCAAAGAAGUGCAACAGUUGGAGCAAGAAUGGACACAAGUUUACAAGGAAGCUGUUGACAGACUCCACAAAAUGACGACCGACAGCAACCGCUGGCAAGAGUUCGAAACCCAACGAGAAGAAUUGAUGCGACGCUUGACACAAGCUGAAGAGGAACUCAGGUCGUUGGGAGAUCUUGCAGAUGCUGAACAACGAAAAUUGGAGGAGUACAUUCGGGAAAAACAGGAACUUGCACGCAAACUGCAAGAAUCCAUCGAAGAAAUGCUGGCCCGUCUCCGUUCUAUCGUGGACGAACUGUCACGCGAAGCAGGUCCGGAGCAGCAGAGCCUCCUUCGCUCUCAGUUGGAACAGACGGAACUUCGAACAACCACCGUGCUCACCACGGUCCGUGAGAGCGUCAUCGAGAUGGAAACGACCGUUCGACGAUGCAGCGAGCUUCUGGACAAGGCGACGCAGAUUGCUGAUGGACUUGACUCCCUGCAGCGGCGUCUCGAUGCCCCCGACGGCCCUGUGUCCGAUCGUGUUGAAGAAGUCAAGGACCUUGAACAAGAAAUCGUCAAGAUGACGUCAGCGUUGACACAACUCGAGAACGAGUCUCAAGACCUGUCCUCACGACGUCCUCAGGCGACCCUGCACGAACUGCAAGAACAAACGACCGUUCUCCGGUCACGUCUUUCAGAACUGGAUCAACGAGGCAAGCAAAAGGAAGAAGACCUGAGCCAAAAGCAAAAGGUCCUGAUGGAAAUCAGGGAAGAAACCGUGAAAGAAGUCAAGGCUGUCGAAACAGCUGAAGCAUCCGUGGAACAGGGAGCGCCAAAGCCGACGACUCUGGGUGAUGCUAAGAAAAAGCUGGAGGAGGUCAACGAUUUCUAUGACGUCACACAGAAGAAGAUCAAGGAGAUAUCUCAACUGCUGAAGAAAGCAGAGCCCGAGAAGGAUGAGCCUGACGGACGUGCCCUCUAUCAGAGUCUGUCUGAGCUUUUGGAUCGUUGGAACCGAAUCCUUAGCGCGCUUCAGGCAUGGAAAGACAAUCUUGGAUCCACAGUCCAACGCUGGGAAACCGUCACAACUGAAAUGGAGGAACUGGUCACGUGGACCACGAAGACUGAAGAACAUCUGGACAAGGUUCCACAGACAGCUGCGCCAGAAGAAAUUGAAGUUCACAAGACGGACCUCAAGAACCUAGCCAACGAGGUAACGGAGAAACAGAAAGUGCUGAGCGACCUCCAGCGCAACAUCGACCGAUUUGAAGACACACUUUCCCACAAGGCAUCGAGCAAUCUACAUUCUCAGGUUUCAGAACUCCAGAAACGCGCCAAUGCCUUGGCUGAAAAGAUUCGGCAACUUCUGAGCGAGCUGACGGCUACGGCAUCCGAGAGGGAAGAAGCAUUGCGCGGUCUGGAACGCAUACAGCAAGCUCUGCAGCAGUUGCAGACAGCAGUUGAUUCUGGACGCGACGUGCAUCUGGGUCAUGUAGAUACCUGCCUAAGACGACUUCAGACCAGCUUAAAUGACGUCAUCCACCGGAAGAACGAACUGGAAACACUGAUUGAGACUGUGGCCAGCAUGCGUGAGACCCUCGGUGCCGCUAAUCUGGAGCAGAUAUUGAAGAACAUUGAAGCUCUCAAGAAAGUUCUUGACGAACUGCAAGACCUCCUUAAGAAGCGGGAAGAGACGUUGCACAAGGUUCAAGACUUUCAGACGUGGCAACGGGACUUCAUCGAGCAGGUACGGCUCCUGCAGCAGAACGUCGAAUCUCAGAAGGCCGAGCCGGACACUCUGCAGCAGGCUCAGAAAGACAGCGAUACCCUGACCUCGCAACUCGACGAAAAAGUGACGGAAGCUGACCGUAUCGACAAGACGGUCAUGGAAGUGCAGCUAACACUGAAAGAACAGACGACCGGUGAUACCACAACUUUGCGCCGCGAAACUGAGAAGCUACGCGUGCCUCAUGACCAGCUGCAAGAUGUCCUGCAGCAGAAGCAAGGGGAAGCAAGCAAGCUGCAAAACCAAUGGAACGACUUCGAGAAACUUCUCAACAGGCUUCACGCCUUUGUCAAAGAAACGUCUGAACGGUUGAAAAAUCUUCGUCCGCAAUCAAGCAACAUGGAGAGCUUGGUGAAAAUGAUUGACGUCGUUGAGGAAGUACAGCAAAGCGUGACGGAGCAACAGACACAAUACAACCGUGCUCAGCAACUGGGCAAAGGGCUUAUUGAGGCAGACUCCUCGUCGUUCCCUAAAGUCCAGUCACUCCUUGGUAACCUGGCUCAAGCAUGGGAAGGCCUGAACGCGGAUGCCGCGCGUGCAGACAAGCUGCUGGCCUACGCGCGUGCGCUUUGGCAGGAAUGCCUUGCCUUGGAGAAUCAACUUGACCAGAGGAUGGCGCAGGCUGAUUCUGUUCUCAAGGAAGCGUCGAAUGUUACUCCGACGGAUUUGGUUCAAGCCAACUCCCUGACAGAGAAGGUUAAGGUGUCGAGCGAACAGAUUCGCACUCAUCGUACGACACUGGACACAUACGUCCACAAGACCCGCGAACUUGCCGAACGAAUGGAGGCCCUGGAUGGGUUCGAAGCUGUUCCCGUCAGAGAAGCGCUGGAAAUCAGACAGCAGCGAUGGAAUAAGCUCCAGGAAGAUCUCCGCAACCGUCUUAAGGACCUGGAGGCCCAACUGGCUCUCUGGAGACAGUUGGAAUCAGCGCAGGAGGAACUGAAGACCUGGCUGAAUGACGUCUCUUCAGCCUUGCGGGAGGCCCAAGGUCUUUCUGAGGGUGAACGUACACGGAACGCACUUGAUCGUUACUACAUCGAAUUGGAUACCCAGAAAAACAUUUACACCGACAUGUGCACGAAGACGGACUCCCUGGCGGAGUUGAAUCAGGGAAGGGAAAUUCCAGUCCUGACAACAUCGCGCGAGGAAAUUGGCUCCAAGAUGACGGAAGUACAGAACCUGGCGGAAGAACUGGAGAAGGUCCUGGGCGAAGUCAGGAGGGACGAGACUGACAUCAAGGAACGACUCCAACGCUUCACCGAAUGGCUGAGGCAAAGGCGUGACUCCCUCGCACGGUGUGAAGGAACUGCAGGAUCGGACGAACUCAUCUUGCAACGGCUGGAGGAAUGCAGGAAACUAGAAGACGUGCUGCAGAAGAACCAAGACUUGCCCCAAGUCGAAACGAAGGUGACAGAACUGAGGAAGUCUCAUCCGACCAUAGACUUACGCCACCUUCAGAAAGAGGUCGACAACUUGCACAAGAGAUGGGACGCAGCGAAGACCCAAGCGUCGAAAACGUGCACCAAUCUCUUGGCUGUCCUGGAGCGCCAUCAGAGGGCGGCCCAGAGCGAACUCCAACGGUGGCUCACUCAAGCCACGGAGAAAGUAAACUGGUGCAACUCGGACGCAGCCCGCGAUCGCUUCAACCUCGAGGCCAAGCUCGUUACUCUACAGGAGGUUGAGUCUAGCCUGGAGCAGGGCGAACAGCGCUACCAGCAGUACAAGGAAGCCACGUCCCUGCUGAGCCAGGUGUGUCCAGCGGACCGCGUUCAGCCUCUGCAAGAAGAGAGCGAGCACAUCGAGUCCGAGUGGAAUAACCUGGUGUCUUCACUCUCCGAUGGCCGUGAUCGUCUGGAACGUGGCCUAGCACUGUGGCGUCGUCUGGAAGACAUCCUGGACUCCCUGGGACAGUGGCUGCGCGAUGCGGAAGCCCGCGCUAAGAGUGAGGCUUCGCGCCAACGGGACUUGGAUUUGCUGCCGGAUCAGCAGACCAUUCUGCAGAAACUGCAGGAGGAAGUUGUUGGGCAACACAAGACAUUGGAAGAACUCCAGAAUGUCGCCGCUCGCAUUGCUGUGGAGACACCAGAUUCGCACGUCGCUGGACAGGUCUCUCAAUUGACUACGCGUCUUCACAACUUGGAAACGACAUUGCAGGAUUCAAUGGAAAACUUGAAACGGCUUCAACAAACAAAAGCCGACUAUGAACGUGCCAAACAGGAGCUACACUCGUGGCUUGCGGACAUGGAGACAACCAUGAACUCCUGCAAGGACACCACUGGGGACAAGGCUGUAGUUGAGAAGAAACAGAAAAUACUUAAGGACCUUCUUAGUCGCAAGCCAGAAGGCCAGGCUCUUCUGAACUCCGUGACAGACAACGGUGAGAACAUGUACCUGACGCUGAGCCCCGAAGGCAGAGACAGAGUCCGCCUGGAAAUGCGAAGCCUCCGUGAUGCCUGGGAUGCAUCGUGGGAGCGUCACGGCGCCCUGGCCAAAGGCCUUGAGUCGGCUCUCAUGGCUUGGUCAGGCUUCCAGGAGAGCUGUACUCAAGUAGCAACUUGGCUGACAGAGAUGAACAGCUUGAUUGGAUCGGACGUCGAACUCAAACCAACUCUCUCUGAAAAGCAGCUGCAGCUGCAGAACUUCAAGGCCCUAUCGCAAGACGUGACGCUACAUCAAUCCGUGGUGUCCCGACUGAAGGAGAAGGCCCACGAGCUCCCUGACUUGGGCGCUGCUCAGCAGGUACAAAACCUCGAAGGGAAUUACGAUUCCUUAUGCACAAGAAUGAAGAACAACAUAUCUGUUUGCGAAGAGCGUGUGUCGAAGCACGAAACGUACAAGCAGAACCUCGACCACUUCCUGGACUGGCUGACGACUCUCAGAGCUUCAGCAGACACGCUAGCAGGAGAGGGGGAUAUUGAGGCUACCGAAACCAAGAUGGCUGCGCUCGGGAACGUGCUGAACGCAGAAGAAGAGGCUACACGGCGCCUGUCUUCCUUACAACAAGCUCUCGAAGACGCCGUCAUCCCUGGAACUAGCAGCCCAGGACACGACGCCCUCCGUAAGGAGCUCGAAGCUGCUCGUACGCAGUGGGAAGUAUUGCUCCGAACAUGCCGGGAGGGACGGGACGCGUCGGCGGAAGCCCUGAAGAAGCGAAAGGAAGCAACGGAAGCCCUCGAAGCGCUCGAGGCAUGGUUGAAUGCUCAACAGGCUCAACUGCGAGAUCAGGCACCUCGCAAUUCUGCAGCUACGAAACGCCAGCAUUUGGAACGUCUUCAGGAUCUCGAACAAGAAACGCUUGCCCGAGAGAAUGAUUUCACGUUGCUCUCUCAGCAAGUGCAAUCGCUUCCAUCUGACACCGUACUUGCUCCUAGAGCUGACAAGUUACGUAGCCGGUACCACGUGCUCAAGAACAACCUAAAGGAGGCAGUCUCGAAGUGGGAAUCCCUUACAAAGCACCACGAGGCUUUCGACAGUAGACUUACAGAGUUUGAGGCUUGGCUACCAGAGCCGGAGAAGGCGCUGAAGGAAGUCUUGAGGCCCACAGGGGACCUUCCUGCUAUGCAGAAGAAGAAAGCUCAGCUCGAGGCCCUGUGUGACCAACUGGCUCAGAAGAGUACUGCAGUGGAUGACUUGGUGGAAGCAGGGGAAAAGCUUUAUCCCUACACGGCGCCUGAUGGACGUGAAACUGUCCGACAGCAGCUCAGGAACGUGCGUAGUCGGUGGGAGAAACUGCAGGAAGAAGCCAACGAGGCCUUGGGAGCCUUGGACGGCGUCUUCCAGCAGGCAUCAGCUCUGGCACAGAGCAAAGAGCAGUUGGCUCAAUGGCUGAAGGAUACGCGAGCAACACUGGCUGCUGAACCAAAGGCGACCUUACAAGAAAAGAAAGCUCGCCUUCAGACAAAUAAGGUGGUGCACCAGGACAUCCUCUCUCACAAGUCUAUGGUUGACAGCAUUCGGGAGAGGGCUUCACAGUUAUCAGGAGCGGCUGAUGACAAAGACCUUGGAAGUGAUGUCGAAACUCUGGUUCAGAGCUAUGAUGAGACAUGUACCAUGUCAGAGAAAUUGCUCGACGAAGUUGGAGUGGCCGUUGAAGACCAUCAGCGCUUCUUGGACUUAGUCAAGGAAUUCCAAGACUGGGUACAGAAUCUCCUGGACCAGUUGCAAGAUCUGAAAGACACUAGCGGAGAGCAGAAGGUCGUGCAGACACGUCUUGACCAAGUUACGGAGCUGCAGAAGAAGUGGGACGAAGGCGAGACUAUGCUGAAACGGAUCGAAGAGCAAAGAGAGCGUGUGGCGUCCCACUCCUCAGAGCCAGGACGAGCCCUGCUCACACGAGAGGUGCAAGAGCUGCGGGAACUGCAGGAACGGUCGCGUAGCAACGCUCAGGAAGCAGAACGUAACCUGGCCAAUACGCUUCAGCAAUGGGUAGCCUACCAGGACAACUUGGCAGCUAUUUCUGCCUGGUUGACAGAGAUGGAACAAGGACUGCGAGGCCCUCAGCUGGCGAACUCACUCGAUGAGAAAGAAUCCACCUACAACCGUCUGAAGCACCUUCGCAGCCAGAUCACUGACCAUCAAAAGACAGUGGACAGCUUCGUUGAUGAGGCGCACUGCUUACUGCAAGUUUCUGGAGUUGAAGUUAUCCGGUCACAGAUGGCGCAGUGCAACUCUCGCUAUCAGACAUUGCUCGGUACAGCCAAGACGUUAGUGUCGCGCUGGGAAGGCAUAGUCAAGGAUCACCGGGAAUACCAGAAGGUUCUGUCAGACUGCACUACCUGGUUGGACAACGCGGAGAAGGGACUUCAAGAUCUGCGUGCCAUGACGAACAUGGAUGACAGGAAUAAUUUGCUUAGGGCACUAUCCAGCGCACGUCCUCAAGGUCUGCAGAAGGUACAACUGGCAACCCACGUUGGAGAACGUCUGUACCAAGACACAGCUUCUACAGGCCGUGACAAAGUUCGCGCUGAGCUCCGGACUGUGAGGGACCGCUGGGACGCCCUUGAAGUAGAGCUGGUCGAUCUUCAAAAACAACUGGAGAUGCUGAGCCAAAACUGGCACGCAUUUACGGACACGCUCAAGCAGAUCAUGGCUUGGAUUGAAGUGACCGAGAAAUCUCUUCAAGAGGAAAAAGAGAAGCCAGUGACACCAAAGGACCUGCAUGCACGUCUUCAGGCAUGCAAGAUGUUACAACAACAGUCAGUCUUACAAGAAAGACAACUGGACUCGCUCCAAGAGAAAGUGCAAAGUGGAUCCGUCCCUUCGAAAGACGAAAAACCAAUUGCACAAUUGCAAGACGCGACGAAACGUUUUAGUAUCCUCUCCGAAGACCUGAAAGAACACUUGAAGUCGCUGGAUCAGUUGCUCUCCCUUCUGCAAGACCAGCGUGACAGACGAGACCGGCUUUCUCAGUGGUUGCACCAGAUGCAAGAACGUCUGGCGCUUUGCCGAGAUUCAGCGGGAAGCCGUCCCACACUCAAAGCUCGCCUCGAGAAGCUUGAGGAGCUCGACAACCAGCUUCCAGAAGGUCGCGCCCAGGUAUCCACGCUGCUGGAGCGCACCACGGAACUUGCCCAGAGACUGUCACCAAGAGAUGCUGCACCGAUGGAACAAGAAGUGUUGUCUCUUGAAGGAGCGAUUGCUCAACUGGUCACGGAAGUAGAAGAAGCUAAGCGCACACUCGAGGCCAACCUGCGUCAGUGGGACGCGUACGAGGAACAGUACUCUCAACUCGCUCAUUGGUUGCAAGGGGCCGAAGCGGCGCUGUCGAAGUUUGCGCUGUGCGCCACACUCGAUGAAAAACGGGACCAGCUGGCUGAGUACCAGCAUCACCUUGACCACUUAAAGGAUGCACAGCACUCCCUGCCCAAACUGCAUGAACUAGAUGUAUACCUGAAUCAAGGACUUCUGACCGAGGUUCGAUCCUACGAGCCAAACUUUGAUUCCUUAUCGGACAAGUCUCAAGAGCUGAUAGCGUCCAGUGGUGAGAUGCGGCUGUCCAUGGCGGUCGCCCAACUUGCUUCUAGGUUCCAGUCGCUCCUUGGGACAUGCAAGGAACUGGUGCGCAAGUGCGAGCAACACGUAGAAGACCACCUCCAGUUUCAGAAGAAGCACAACGAGUGUUCUAAAUCGCUCGGUGAGGCGCAGCAGAUCUACGCGGAAAUCGUCUCUCUUUCGAGCGGGAACAAGAACAGCCUUGUCACGAAAGUCAACAAGAUCAAGGACCUGUUGCAGAGGAAGAACAGCAACCUGAAUCUCCUGAACGCAACUGUUCAAGCAGGAGAACAGCUUCAGGUGGGCACCUCGCCAGAGGGCUGGGAGGCGACACAGGCUCUCCUGCAUCAGCUGCAGUCCACUUUCGACACCAUAUUCGAAGGUGCGCAGCAACUGGAGAGGUCGCUGCAGGCGUCCCUCUUCCUGUGGUCUGAGUACCAGGAUGCCAUUCAGAGACUGCAGAAUUGGCUUGAAGCCGCACAGAGACAGAUGGAAGGAGCCCCCCGUCUGGGGACCACGCUAGAAGAAAAAAGGACCAACUUACGUACAUACAGAACACUGUUAGCGGACGCCCAGGAACACCAGCCCGCUGUAGAAGACCUGGUGGCGAAGGCCGAAGCCAUCUCUGACCGUGACGCCGAGUCUGAAGAAGCCCUCAAAACUAUCGUUGAAGGACAUCGGAAGCACAUUGAAAACGUUCAAAAUGCCGUGGCCACUCUAGAGGACGCAGUGCUCCAACAUGAACGUCUCAGCAAGCUGGAGACGGACGUCCGGGAAUGGCUGAACGCAACUCGAGAGCAAGCGACCACGUUGUCCGACAGGAACCUCGAUCGCCUUGCCCUCUACGCCAAUCAAGAUCGCAUCAAGGCACUGACAUCCAGCUUCCCAGCACACGAAGAGGACCUGCAACAUGCUGAAGAACAACUGCCGUCAGUCUUGCAGGGCACCACUUCGUCCGGACAUAACGUCGUCAAGGGCGAACUUGAUGCUCUGAAAAGCCUCUGGCAGGACACGUACAACUUUGUGGUUUCAACUGAAGAAGAACUGGAACAACUCCUCAGUGAAUGGAAGCAGCAGGAAGAACGCGUAGAAGUCAUGACUGCCUGGGUUCGAGACCAGGAAGCUCAAGUUCAGGGAACACUUUUGGCUGACAGCUUGCCAGCGAAGCAGGCACAGCUGGACCGUUUACGGGAAAAAUUGAAGGAUGUUGAGUCUAAAGAACUUGAGAUCGAUGCAUUGACCGACAAAGUGCAGCAGCUCCAGCGAGGCCAAGGUGCACGCCGCAUGAGCAGGCUGUCGGACCUGGGACUGCGUUACCAGCAGUUACUUUUAGCAAUCAGGGACGCGGUCAGCAAAUGGACACAGUACGUUUCCAACCACGAGACACUGGACAAACAGUUCAGCGAAGCUCGGCACAAGAUUGCUGACGUGAACGAGAAGCUCACACGAUGCGAGGCAGCCGAUGGCACAGUUCCUGAUCUGGAAGAACGGCUGUCUAACCUCGAGGAGCUGAUCAAGGGCAAAGAGGAGCUAGUGUCCCGUGUGCAAGCAGCGACGGAGCAGUGUCAGACAGUGCUCGGGGAGACGGCACCAGCUGGACAUGCCCCAUUGGGCCACACUGUUCAGCAACUAACGGAAGACAAAUUGACGCUCCUCCAACGUCUUGCUGCAGCUCGUUCGGCACUGGACGAAGCUCUUCGCCUUUGGACCGGCUUUGGAGCACUUGUCGAUCAGUUGAAGAGAUUGGUCGAUACCUCCGAGGCGUCUCUUUCUGAUGCCUCGCGACUUCAGGAAACUGUAUCAGAAAAGAAGGCUCUCCUAGACAAAAUCAAGAACCUCGAACACAAGAUCCAGCAAAGCCAAGUUGAAGUGGAAAGUCUCAAGGUUCGCACCACAGAACUCUCUAACGAGCACCCGCACAAUGACUACAUCGCUCGUGCUAAGGGCGUAAUUUCACGCUUUGAGACCCUACAAAAGAAGACAAAGGAACAAGUGACUGCAAACGAAUGUGCCUACAGGGACCACGUAGCUCUUAGAAGCGCCUGCGAAGAUCUGGUGUUGUGGAUGAGACAACUUCGUGAGAAGAUUCCACCUUUCACACGGUCUCUCAGUGAUCGCCUCAGUCUCGAGACCAGUAUUUCUGUUAUGGAUGAACUCCUGUCUAAGAAGGCAGAAGGCAAGCUGAAGCUCGAUGAGGUGCUUCAAACCAGCGAAAAGGCCAAGGAACGCAGCUCAGAAAACGGCAAGAAGCUGAUCGAUGCAGACGCAGGAGCACUGGAGAAAGAUUUCUCAGAUCUCUUCAGCGAAGUUGAAGGCACAAGAGCUAAGCUUGAAACCACCUGCACACAGCUGAAGGAAUUCCGUGAAGAGUACGAACGCGUUGGAGAGUGGCUGCAACUCAUGGAAGACGACGUGAAGAGCCAACGACAGGUGUUGUGGCCCACGCAGCAAGAGAAACAUCAAGCUUUGAAGAAGGCUCAGGGCCUUGUAGAGGAGCUGGAGAAAGGACGGGAAGCUGUGGACAAGGUGACCCUCUUGGCGCAAGGUCUACUAACGUCCCAUCUGGAUACUUACGUUCGUAACCAGCUCACCAUCCUCAACUCUCGCUACCAGGUUACACUGAACUUGGCCAAGGACUUACUUAACCGGGCAACGGACACGCACGAGAAACAUGAACAGUACGCUGCUGCACUUGAUGCUGCUCGAAAAUGGAUAGAGAAGAUGAGCGCAGCAGUGCAGGAAUGCUCAGCUCCUACAUCGGGCAAGGAAGACGUAGAGAAGCUCUUGGUCAAGAUUCAGGAUAUGGUAAGGAAGCAAGACGAAGGGAACUCCCUUGUUCACGCUGCCCUGAAUGCCGGAGAAAAGACACUGCGAAGCACACAUGCCAGCGGGAAGGACGCUAUCAACCAGGAGAUGCAAGAUCUUCAGAAGCAGUGGGACCGAGUGGUGCUGAAGCUCUCUGACACUAAGGUCACUCUUGAGACGCAACUACUGCAAUGGACCGACUACAGUUCAUCGGAGCAGCGAUUACUGGAAUGGAUUCAAGACCACGACCAGAAGUUAGAGGAGGUUAGGAAGCCUAAGAAACAGGCUUCCGCUAAAGAGUCCUUAGCACAGCGUAAGGCUCGGCUCCGACGUGCUAACAGCUUGGUUCAAGACAUCGAAUCGUUUGAGCCUAUGAUUGAGUCCAUAACCAUCAAGGCACAAGAACUGCAGCAAACUAGCGCUGCACCCGUGGCAACCAUUUCUGGAAAAUAUACCAACCUUGUAGACUCUGCUAAGGAAUACUUCCAAAGGCAGCGGUCAGUGAUGGGUCACCUACAAGAGUUCACGGACGCGUGUGCUGACUUCAGCACGUGGCUUCAGGGAGCGCAAGAGAAACUGAGUAAAUGCUCCCAACCAACUGGUGACCACGCUGAACUUCAAACCAGACACGGUAUCGUUAAGGUAUUAGAGUCCGAACUACAAGAAGGCGAAGAGAAGUUAGCCCUCGUCGAAGCUCUUGCAGAAACGGCGCGUGGCUUCUUGGACGACGCCGAAGAGAAAGCGUACGUGUCUGACGAAUCCGCACGUCUACGCAAGGAGCUGGAGACACUGCGGCAGAACCUUGCUGACGUAAAAACUUCGCUGGACGUUGGCCUCGUGAAAUGGGAUGAAUACAGUGAGCAGUUCCGGAAGUGUGAGGCAUGGCUGAGUGAGAUGGAGCCCAAAGUGCGCUCCUUCGAGAAGCUUCAACCAAGCCUCGACGCUAAAAGGACAAAGCUCGAAGAAUUCCAGGUGUUGCUGCAAGGGGUAUUCGAAUGGCAGUCCGCGUUUGACACACUCAACGUCAAAGCACAGUUACUGCUGGAAACUUAUUCGGAUUCCAGCCUGUGCAACGCAUUUACGCAGCUUUCCGCUCGAUACACCAACUUGCUCUCUCAAGCGAAGGAGGUCAUGCACGCCUUGGAACAGCACUUCCAGGAGCACCAGCAACAACAGUGCAUGCACGGCGAGUGCUCAGAGUUCCUGGAGACAGGCCAAGAGAGGUUGAAGGAGCUCAAGAAGCCAUCUGCAUCACCUGAAGAUGCUGAACCCCGCUUGCGCGGCCUGGAAGCCUUGUCGGCGUCUAUGGAGCAUGGUCGCAAUAAGGUGAGGUACAUGGUGGAGUUGACGGAGAAAGUCAUCGAGACCACAGCACCUGAAGGCGUGAAAGAAAUUCGUGAAGGUGCUGACAGCACAGUGACCGAAUUCGAACGUCUGUGCCGUGAAAUAACGGACGCUCGAUCGGCCCUGUCCAACCAGCUGAGCGAGCUCGAAGAACGUGCAAAAGAAUUGCGACAGUUCCUCACUUGGCUGCGCGAUGUCGAGGCACAGGUCGCUCAACAAUCUGCCGACGACGUGUCUGGCCUCAUGGAGAAGAAGAGUCUUCUCGAGAAGUUCAGGGCCUUACAAACCGACAUUGGAUCUCACGCUGACCUAUCGUCCCAUCUCAAGUCUCGGCCACAACCCACCGCGGAAGUCACGGAUGCACUCAAUUCAUUCGAAGAACUUCGCAAGUCCGUCGACUCCAAGGUGACCGAGCUAGAAGGACAGGUGUCGCUGCUUGAGAAACACCGUGCUGUACACUCUAAGGCUCUUAUAUGGCUCAAGGAAGCCAAGCUGAAGUUGCAGAGAUGUAGCGACGUCUCCGGGAAUCAGGCCGUCGUACGCGAGAAGCACACCCAACUCGAGAAGCUGAAGACCGAGUUGAGCCACGGUCAGGCGAUGGUUGACGAAGUGGCCAAGCUGACAGAAGAACUGAAACCCAGGUUGAACCCAGUCGGAAAACAACGAGUGGAACUCCAGCUGGAGGAAGUGCAGAACGAAUUCGAUGACGUACAACGUAUGACUAAAGAUGCCGAUGAUUCUCUGAGCCGCUGCCUGGAAGCCUGGGAGGAGUUUGAACAGAUUCACAACCGCAUGUCUGAAUGGUUGCAUGGUCGGUUCGAAGGCAAUGCACGGGCCGCGCUGGCAGCCGACGUCGGACAACCAGAACAUCUGGAGAAACUGAAGGCUCUGCUGGAAGAGGCAUCCUUCCACAAGCCUGACAUGGAAGAACUAAAUGAGAGCUGUGAACGUCUGCUCCUUGUAAGCUCCCAAACAUCCGUCAGAGACCAAGUAGUCAAGCUGUCCACUCUGUACAGUUCUCUGUUGUCUGGUCUCACCGAAGCAAUCGGCAAAUUGCAAAAGACACUUAGCAACGAGAGGGAAUUUACAAAGGCGAAGGAUGACUUUGCUCGCUGGUUGAAAACAGUGGAAGAGACCAUAUCACGUAACAAAGAACUGAAAGGAGAAGUACCAGUCAUCCAGGAGCGACUGAAUUCUCUCAGGGUGCUGAACACAAGCAGUAUCCCUGAGGGCAAGCGUCUGAUGUCGGUAGCCACUGAAUCCGCCACACGCAUCAUGGGCGCCUCUCCCGACGUUGGCCACGCUGUGGUUCGAGCACAAGUAGACGCCAUGCAAGACCAGCUUACGGACAUUGGCCAGCAGACGAGCGAAGCUAUUGGACGUCUGUCCGCGUUGUUGACCCGCUGGACGGAGUUCACGGCGCAUCGCGACGCCCUUUUGGAGUGGCUCAAGGAAGCUGAAGAUCGUCUCAAGUCCAAGCCCAAGACUGCUGGAGAUGCUGUUCAGAUCAGGUCGCAGAUCGAGCAGUACAAGCACAUUCUAAAUGACGUUGAGGACCACGCCAAGAAACUGAACGACCUACAGUCUGAAGCGUCAGAACUAGCUGAAAAAUCUGGCGACGAGGACGUACAUCAGCAACUUCGCAAGAUGAACGACCAGUUGAAACAACUUCGCUCGAAGUGCAAGGGUAUCUUGGAUGGCUUGGAACAAGAACUGGAACAGCUCCAGAGCUACCAGAAGGCUCUGCAAGACACCGAGAAAUGGUUGCUUCAGACCUCCGUCGAGAUUAUGGCUCAACAUUCCGUCCAGAUACUGAACUUGCAGCAGACACAAGAACAGCUGGAGAAGUACAGGGGAGUCUUGUCAGAAGUGAAGCAGUACAAACGCGUCGUUGACGAGGUCAAAGCCAAAGGCAACAAGCUGGUUGACCGUUACAAGAGCGAGUCUCCAACACUUGAAACGCAAGUCGCCUCGCAACUCGCAAACAUCCAAGAGAGCUACGAUGCGUUGCUUGACGGUGCUACACGCGUCCAGAAUCGUCUGGAAGCAGCCCUUCAGAAGUUCCGUAACUACGAAACAACGCUGGACGCCUGCGAUAAGCUUCUCAGCGAACUUGAACCCAAAGUUGCCAAGCUCUGCGACAGUCGUCCUCAGACAGCAGACGCAACAAAAAUUCAGUUGGAAACAUGCGAGGGUGUCCUGUCUCAGCUGACAGAUGCUAGAACCCAACUGCAGACUGCCAUACAAGGAUGCGUUGAGGCCGUGUCUUCAGUGAGCCGGCCAUCUAGCCCUGAGGUUGGAGCCGUCUUCCCGAUGAGAGAACAAGAAAUGAGCGUCAAGGUCCGCCUACAAGACUGCAUUGAACAGGUGGAAUCUCAUAUAUCGCUGCUGAGUGGGCUGCUGCACGAACUUGAGGAAGCGUCUCAGCAGCGAGCCGCCCUGGACAAGUGGGUCCAGGAGAAGCAGAGCACAGUCGCCGAGCUGGGCUCCAGUCCACUACCCAUGCAGCCACAGCUGCUCCACAGUCACGUCAGGCAGCUUGAGGACAUCAAGUUAGAGGCCGGAGACAAGAUGGCCACCCUGGACGCCCUGGAUCGCAAAGAACGUGCAGGAUCACCUGCACCGGGUGAACAAGCACUGCGUGACAGACUCAGGAACCUUGACAAUGAGGUGAGCAAAGUCGUGGCAACAAGGAACGCCCAGAUGGCGGCCAUUGAAGAGUACAAGAACCUGUUGGAAGAAGUGAAGACGCGCCUUGACGCUGUAGAAGCAACCAUCGAAGCGACCGACAAGCCCUCUGCUGGUGACGCGCGGCAAAGGUUGCAAUUGAUGCAAUCAUUGGUAGAAGACGUGGACAGUAUCCGGACCCAGGUGAACGACCUCAAGGGCAAGACGGCCACUCUGUCAAAGUGCUUAGAGAAAGAUGACAAGGCUAAGUGCCAGGACGAGAUCAAAUCACUGCAGAAGAAAUGUGAAGAACUCCGCAAACGUAUCCUACGAAGAACCAAGAGCCUGGACCUAAUACAGACAACGGUAGACAGCCUCGUAGAGGAGAUGACAUCUACCGAAGAAUGGCUCCUACAGAAAACAACCGAAUUGGAACGUCCGCUUCGGCCAGGCUUCCACAGCGCAAAUGUCGAAACUACUCUUCAACACGUCAAGUCAGAACAGCGUGAAACAGACAACAAACGUGGAGUCGUGCAAGACUUCGACAAACGCCUCCAGCCUCUUCUUCCUGAACUGGAUGCUCCAGAAGCUCAACAACUGAGCCAGAUGCUGGACAACCUACGCACACGAUUCGACAACUUGGCUCGAGGCCUCGGGCAACGAGCUCAAGACCUGUCCGACCUUCUCAGCAAGACUUGCCACUUCGACGACGAGCUCGAGAUUGUUCGCCAAUGGAUCCGCGAAAAGGAACAGGACUUGCAGAGGGUUGAGGUGCACGUCGACAGGAUCAGCGACACACAGAGGCAAACGGACGCUGCGCAGGCUAUUGAGAAGGAUGUGAAGUCUUUCGAGGAAACUCGAGUGACUGAGGUGGUUCGGCACAGUAAGGAACUGGAACCUCAUUGUGAACCGGAAGACAGGAGGAACCUGCAGCGUAUCGUUGAAGAAAUCCUGGAAAAGAUGAAGGAACUCAAGAAGAAUGUCAACGACAAGUUGAAGAAUCUCAACAAGCUCUUGAAGGCACAGAAAGAGUACGAAGACGCUGCGGAAGCCACAGAAUACCUCCUCAAAGAAAUCGAAGCGUCCGCUGCUCCAGAACCGCUGCUCGCCUCUUCAAUUGAAGUACUAGAAGAGCAGAAGAAAACGUACCUUACGACGCAAGAGAGUGGCCAACGUCUAGUUGGCGAUCUCGGCCGCACCAGGAAACUUGCCAGCGCCCUUGGACCGAGAGAUGAUGCUGAGAGAAGGUUGAACCAUAUGGAGGAACGAAAGAAGCGGGUGGACAAACUUGUUCAAGAACGCCUGUCUGCCCUGGAAGAUGCCAUCAAAGAACAACAAACAGUGCAGACCCAGCUCGAAGAAGGCGUUACUAUCCUAAAGAGUCUUCAAGAACGUGUGGAACAGCUCAACAGGCCCCUCGGUCCCGCUGUGCAGGAUGCACAAGGGCUUCUGGAUGCUGUCCAGCAAAUCGUACGUGAGAUGACUGAACAGCAGCACAAGCUGUCGAGCUUAAGAGCCCACGCGAAAGCUGCGGACGACCUUCAGCAACUGCUGUCCCGCUUCGAAGACCUUCGUCGACGCACAGAAACGCUUCUGAGUCGCGCAAGAAACUCUCUCGCUCAGCGUCAGCACUACCGACAGGUUAUCGAAGAGAUCACUGAAACCAUCACAAGAAUCGAACAGACGAUGCAUACCGUCGAAAAAACCAAAAAGCCAGCGUCUGAGAAGGUGCCGCAGUAUGAGAACAUCAUAAGUCAAAUAAUUGAGACAGAGGGCAAGUUGACCACUGCGCGUGAUAAAGGAGAAGCAAUCGGCAGUGAAGGUUCGUCCGCGGAUCGCAAUGCCCUUCUGGAAGAACUGCAGAGGCUGCGUGACCAACUUGCUGGCCUGCGAAAGGCAGUUCAGAAGAUGAAGGAAGAACAUGAGACAUUAGUGGCAGAACAAACGCGACUCAUCGGCGACUUUGAAGCCGCACUUGAAAGACUCCGGAACGACGACGCUGCAAUUCGCACCCGACCUCUUCUGGACGCUCAACCCGCUGGUGUUGGAUCCGAAAUCGAGAAACAUAAUGCACUGCAAGAACAAGUAGAGCGCGACCUCAAGGCUGCAGAAGACCUCCGGGAACAGCUUUUCCGCGAGCUUCCACCCGAGCUUCUAGCAGGGCACGUGCAGGACGGUCUCAGCGAGCUCGCACUCCUGCAAGCAACCUUGUUGCCCGAACUCCAGGACCGCCUGCGCUACCUCGAAGACGCACGGGCCGCUCGCCAAGAGUACACGACAUUGAGAGAAGCCCUCACAGUCUGGCUCGACCUGGCUGAGAAGACACUGCAAGAGCCCCAAGACGGGGUUAACUUUGAGAACAUCGAGCAGUUCUGCAGAGAACUGAAGGAUUUCUUCUCUGAAACAAGCGCCUACGAAGACAACCUCCGAGGUCUUCAGAGCGCAGUCUCCCGCAUCAGACCGACCCUCCACGAGUCCGACGUCCCACUUCUUGAGCAAGACCUCUUGGCCCUCCACCGCCGCUUCAAGAUGUUAGCUUCAACCGUGGACACAUCGCUGGACAAAGUCCAGGAGGACGUCAAAGCCUGGACGCGUUACUGCCGUCUCCGCGACCGCGCGGUUGCCUUCUUGUCCAGCGUCCCUAACAUCGAUGAGCGACCAGGAUCUCUGGGAGCUGUUCGUGGUGUAACGCAGAGUCUUUCAAAGUUGCUCAGCGAGAUCCAAAAGAAGCAGAGUUUGGUGAACGAGUUGAAUGAAGCUGGACGGGUCUUGGAGCGGAGGGCCAACCUCAGUUCCCGACAAUUAGUCAGCAGUCAGCUGGACAGUGUGAAUCAGCAGUGGCGUGAUCUCUUGUCCGAUCUCGAGAACCGUCUGGCAGCGCUCAUUGAUACUCUGAGCACGUGGGAAGCGUAUGCUCAAGCCCUUGGUGCUGCCCAGACGGCUCUGGCAGAGUCUGAGCAAUCGCUUGGAUCGGUUCAGCUGCAGUCGCCAGAUGCUGAAAAGGUCCUACAGGCGGUGCUUGAACGCACGACGACGCACGUGCGCGACCGGGUGGAGGACGCCUGCGCCAAGUCCGAGAACGUGCUUGUGUAUCUGAACGCGGCGUCCGAGACCGGGGCAACCGCCCUCCGCACCGAGGUGCAAGCCUUGCGGGACCGACACGAACGACUGAAGAACCGCAUCGAAGACCAGUUGCGUCUGCUGCGCGAAGAGAAGGCGGCCGCAGAGGCCCUUCUGGGCCAGAUCGCCUCGGUGCGGGAGGCACUCACUGACAUGGAAAAGAAAAUCACAUCCACCAGCUGCUACGCAGAGGACGUUGACGACCUAGAGAGGACUCUGCAGGAAUUGCGGGAAAAUGUAAGAGGUCUUGAAGCUCGGGUGCAAGAAACAUCCCGAACGGCGUACGAACGCUAUGGACAGCGUCAGCUCAGCAUACCGGAGACAGUGGGACGUGCAUUAGCUUCACUGGAACUGCUCUCGGAGACCGUUGUGUCUGCCAUGGACGACAAAGAACGUGAAUUCAAGCGGGCGCGAACCGCCAGGACGGAAUACAUUGCGGGUGUGGAAGCACUCGUCAAGUGGCUCAGUGAAGCGCAGGAGAAACUGCAAGACAAGGGAACAUCACCGCAGCGUACAAAGACAGUUCUUGUGAACCUCACAUCUGAACUGCCUUCAGUUCGGGCUAACCUCGACCGAAGGGUAGUCAAGAGCGCCCAGCUCCUUCUGGGCUGUCUCGAGAAACCACAAGAGAAAGAAUCUCUUCGGACGACCGUCUCAUCCCUGGGAGAGCAAUUACAACAGGUGGACGCUUGGGUCCAGGAACGCCUGUCCCAAGUAGAAGAUGCUCUGCUGGCUUGGAGCAAGUUUCUCGAAGCUCUCCAGGCACUACGCGCUUGGAUCGAAAAGAAAGAGGCUCUCCUGGGUCAGCAGGUGACACUGGGCACGUUGGCCGACGCCAAGCAACGUCUCGCUGAAUGUCAGGAGGCAGCGCGAGACAUUCCUACCGCUCAGAGUUACCUGACCGAGAUGGGUUCCCUGACGAACCGCAUCGGGGAAGUGUGCAGUGUGGGAGAGCUGCUCGAGAAACUCGACGUGGCCGAGCAAGAAGAGAGCUCGUGCGAGUCGAGGCUCCUGGAAGAAGUGGCCCUACUGCAGGAGAUGGUCGAAGAGUGGGAACAGUGCGAGCGAAAGUGUCGCGAAUGUCGCACCUGGGCCGAGAAGGCCAGGACAGCAUUGGACGGUGCACAUCUGCGAAGAAGGCCACUUCGGGACCAGCUUGCCCACAGAGAGAAACUGUUGGCAGAUAUUUCGGUACAACGCACCAAGAUGGCGAUGGCGCUUGAGAAGCUCCAGGUGCACUUCCGGGCGCGCGGGUCGCCCCGGGAGAACGAGAUGGUGCGCACUUGUGAGCACCUGUCGCAGGACCUGAGCCACCUCCAGAAGCAGGUCGACGACCAGUGUCAGGCACUCUCUGCCUGCCUCUCUCAGGAGGAACAGUACACACAGGACCUGCAGCAGUUGAGGCACCUGCUGUCACAGUCAGAACACCGUCUCAAGCUCGCACUUGGAGCAGCUCCUCUGACUCCGGAGGAGCGCUCUAAGAACCAGCGCCUCCAGGAGGCCCUGAGGGAUCAGGUCAAAAAGUAUCGUGCCCAGAUCGCCGACGUACAAGAACGCAUUCGCAAACUCAAUCAAAGGCAGCUCCCCGACACGGAACCCUUCAGGUUCCACGUGGAACCGCUUCCAGAGGACGUUGCACAGCUUCAGCCACCAGAAGCUCCAUACCGACCCUACGUGCGCACCCCUCGCGGUAGCGCACGCCCCUCAAGAGAAGCAACCCCUGAACCUGGCGCAACGCCGCACACGACCCAACUUACUGAAGCACUCGAGUCCGUGUUGAAAGGGUCGGCGUUCCUUCGGCUUCCAGGAGCAACACCCAGUACUGGACUCUACUCGUACGAGACGUGGGCGACCGAGACGGAUGAACCUGUCGUCACACUGGUGGCUCCACCUGCACAGCAGAAAGAAGAAAAGACAGAGUCAAUGCCCGCAGAAGAACCUGUCGUUGUCGAAGAAAUUAUUCCAAGCACAACUCAAACGUUCACAAGCGGUGACCGGUCAGAACCGCCCAAGAAGACUCAUUCGACUUCCAAGAAACAGAAGAAAUCUGAUAAGAAACAGAAACCUGAUAGCGCGUCGACGACCAGUCCUGUGACGUCACCAGUCAGCGACGCCGGUAGGCCAAGUUACGCCGAAAUCCUGUCUGGAAGAAUGAGCCCUAGACCAGGCGAAGGUGAUACGGUCACAACCCAGCAUCAUGAAGUGACAAGUACACCGCAUGGUGGCGUUGAAGUGACGGAUCGUACAGAGUCUGUCUCGUAUCAAGUUUCCUCCGCACCAGGAGCGAGACCUGGAGAGCAAGUCGAGUCUCGCAGAACAGUUUCAACUGUGAGAACCACGAAGCGUACCACAGAACCUGUUGAAGUUUCAUACAGCACUAUGGGUCACGUGGAGCCAUUCGAAGAAGUACAUGCCACGUCAGGAGACACGAAACGCUUGACGUAUGCCCAAGUAGCACGUUCCGUCAGUCCCGCACCCAUUGGAACUGAAGGAAGUUCAGAAAGCAGUGGUGGAUCCAAACAUUUAAGUAAGCCGCCGUCCGAUGAAAUGGACAGAGGCUCGCAGGAACAUUCCGAUGAGCAGAAAACUGCCAGUGACAAAAAUAGCAUGUCAGAUGAGGCCUCGAAGUCCUGUGCAGCUGAGGCUGCCGGAACUUCGGACGAGCCCAGAUCCCCGAAAGAGGGUGAAGGGCCGAGCAAGAAAAAGGCCAAGAAAAAACGCAAAGGGGAUGGGGGAGAGCCUAGCCUUGACUCUUCGUCCAAGGGAGGCGAAGAUUCAAACGAUAUCAUCCUCUCACCGCAAAGGGCAGACAUUACAGAGGCACCCCUGCGAAGCGUCGCUCUGCAACAGAUACUUGCGCAGGGUAAACCUGACGGUGAGUCACAUGACGAUUCCAGUCAGGACAGCAUUGUUAGGGAGGAAGUUGGGCCAGAUGGCACCAUUAGGCGUGUGGUGACUCGUAGGAUCGAAAAAAGUAUGAUACCUUAUCACAUCGCAGAAGCUCAAGAGCAUAUCCAGAGAAAAUCUGCGUUAAAGGAUGGUAAGUGGCUAGAACUUUCAGGCGGGCAACGGGUGCCAAUUGAAGAACACAUAGGGCCUGAUGGUGACAUGCUGCGCGAUGCAAAAGACCCCGUGACUGUGCACUUACUCAAGGCGCUGGGCGAGCUUAAUGGUGAGCCGACUGAUGACUCUUCCACAGAUGAUGUUGUCACGGAGGAAGUAGGACCAGAUGGAAUCGUUAGACGCGUGGUUACCCGUCGCAUUAUCACUACAAGAACUUUACCAUAUGAGGUUAGGGUCGCUGAUAUUCCCGGCAUUCAAAGGGUAAUUAGGAGAGUGUUCAGGAAUGGUCAGUGGCAGGAACUUCCCGAGGACGAGGAGGUAACUGUAGAGGAAGAAACAGGCCCUGACGGUGUCAAGCACCAUGUCACAAAGCUGUCCAAGACUGGUGAGCCAGUUCAAAUGCUAGAUGCACCGCAUGGAGAGCCGACUGACGAAUCCACCCCAGAGAACGUUGUCACGGAGGAAGUCGGAUCAGAUGGCAUCGUUAGACGCGUGGUUACCCGUCGCAUUGUCACGACAAGAACUUCGCCCUAUGAGGUUAGGCUCACUGAUAUUCCCGGCGUUAAAAGGGUGAUUAGGAGAGUGUUCAGGAAUGGUCAGUGGCACGAACUUCCCGAGGACGAGGAGGUAACUGUAGAGGAAGAAACAGGCCCUGACGGUGUCAAGCUUUAUGUCACGAAGGUGUCCAAGACAGGUGAGCCAGUUCAAAUGCUAGAUGCACCGCAUGGAGAGCCGACUGACGAAUCCACCCCAGAGAACGUCGUCACGGAGGAAGUCGGACCAGAUGGCAUCGUUAGACGCGUGGUUACCCGUCGCAUUGUCACGACAAGAACUUUGCCCUAUGAGGUUAGGCUCACUGAUAUUCCCGGCGUUAAAAGGGUGAUUAGGAGAGUGUUCAGGAAUGGUCAGUGGCAGGAACUUCCCGAGGACGAGGAGGUCACUGUUGAAGAAGAAAGAGGCCCGGACGGAGUCAAGAGCCAUGUCACGAAGGUGUCCAAGACCGGUGAGCCUGUUCAACUGUUAGAGGCACCGCAUGGUGAGCCGACUGACGAAUCCACCCCAGAGAACGUUGUCACGGAGGAAGUCGGACCAGACGGUAUCCUCAGACGCGUAGUUACCCGUCGCAUUGUCACCACAAGAACUAUGCCAUAUGAGGUUAGGGUCACUGACAUUCCAGGUGUUGAAAGGGUGAUUAGGAGAGUGCUCAGGAAUGGUCAGUGGCAGGAACUUCCCGAGGACGAGGAGGUCACUGUUGAAGAAGAAACAGGCCCGGACGGAGUCAAGCGCCAUGUCACGAAGGUGUCCAAGACUGGUGAGCCUGUUCAAGUGUUAGAGGCACCGCAUGGUGAGCCGACUGACGAAUCCACCCCAGAGAACGUUGUCACGGAGGAAGUCGGACCAGACGGUAUCCUCAGACGCGUAGUUACCCGUCGCAUUGUCACCACAAGAACUAUGCCAUAUGAGGUUAGGGUCAUUGAUAUUCCAGGUGUUGAAAGACUGAUUAGGAGAGUGUUCAGGAAUGGUCAGUGGCAGGAACUUCCCGAGGACGAGGAGGUAACUGUAGAAGAAGAAACAGGCCCAGACGGGGUCAAGCGCCAUGUCACAAAGGUGUCCAAGACUGGUGAGCCUGUUCAAGUGUCAGAGGCACCGCAUGGUGAGCCGACUGACGAAUCCACCCCAGAGAACGUUGUCACGGAGGAAGUCGGACCAGACGGUAUUCUCAGACGCGUAGUUACCCGUCGCAUUGUUACCACAAGAACUAUGCCAUAUGAGGUUAGGGUCACUGAUAUUCCAGGUGUUGAAAGAGUGAUUAGGAGAGUGUUCAGGAAUGGUCAGUGGCAGGAACUUCCCGAGGACGAGGAGGUAACUGUAGAAGAAGAAACAGGCCCGGGCGGGGUCAAGCGCCAUGUCACAAAGGUGUCCAAGACUGGUGAGCCUGUUCAAGUGUUAGAGGCACCGUAUGGUGAGCCGACUGACGAAUCCACCCCAGAGAACGUUGUCACGGAGGAAGUCGGACCAGACGGUAUCCUCAGACGCGUAGUUACCCGUCGCAUUGUCACCACAAGAACUAUGCCAUAUGAGGUUAGGGUCACUGAUAUUCCAGGUGUUGAAAGAGUGAUUAGGAGAGUGUUCAGGAAUGGUCAGUGGCAGGAACUUCCCGAGGACGAGGAGGUCACUGUUGAAGAAGAAACAGGCCCGGACGGGGACAAGCGCCAUGUCACAAAGGUGACCAAGACUGGUGAGCCUGUUCAAGUGUUAGAGGCACCGCAUGGUGAGCCGACUGACGAAUCCACCCCAGAGAACGUUGUCACGGAGGAAGUCGGACCAGACGGUAUCCUCAGACGCGUAGUUACCCGUCGCAUUGUCACCACAAGAACUAUGCCAUAUGAGGUUAGGGUCACUGAUAUUCCAGGUGUUGAAAGAGUGAUUAGGAGAGUGUUCAGGAAUGGUCAGUGGCAGGAACUUCCCGAGGACGAGGAGGUCACUGUUGAAGAAGAAACAGGCCCGGACGGGGUCAAGCGCCAUGUCACAAAGGUGUCCAAGACUGGUGAGCCUGUUCAAGUGUUAGAGGCACCGCAUGGUGAGCCGACUGACGAAUCCACCCCAGAGAACGUUGUCACGGAGGAAGUCGGACCAGACGGUAUCCUCAGACGCGUAGUUACCCGUCGCAUUGUCACCACAAGAACUAUGCCAUAUGAGGUUAGGGUCACUGACAUUCCAGGUGUUGAAAGGGUGAUUAGGGGAGUGCUCAGGAAUGGUCAGUGGCAGGAACUUCCCGAGGACGAGGAGGUCACUGUUGAAGAAGAAACAGGCCCGGACGGAGUCAAGCGCCAUGUCACGAAGGUGUCCAAGACUGGUGAGCCUGUUCAAGUGUUAGAGGCACCGCAUGGUGAGCCGACUGACGAAUCCACCCCAGAGAACGUUGUCACGGAGGAAGUCGGACCAGACGGUAUCCUCAGACGCGUAGUUACCCGUCGCAUUGUCACCACAAGAACUAUGCCAUAUGAGGUUAGGGUCAUUGAUAUUCCAGGUGUUGAAAGACUGAUUAGGAGAGUGUUCAGGAAUGGUCAGUGGCAGGAACUUCCCGAGGACGAGGAGGUAACUGUAGAAGAAGAAACAGGCCCAGACGGGGUCAAGCGCCAUGUCACAAAGGUGUCCAAGACUGGUGAGCCUGUUCAAGUGUUAGAGGCACCGCAUGGUGAGCCGACUGACGAAUCCACCCCAGAGAACGUUGUCACGGAGGAAGUCGGACCAGACGGUAUUCUCAGACGAGUAGUUACCCGUCGCAUUGUCACCACAAGAACUAUGCCAUAUGAGGUUAGGGUCACUGAUAUUCCAGGUGUUGAAAGAGUGAUUAGGAGAGUGUUCAGGAAUGGUCAGUGGCAGGAACUUCCCGAGGACGAGGAGGUAACUGUAGAAGAAGAAACAGGCCCGGACGGGGCCAAGCGCCAUGUCACAAAGGUGUCCAAGACUGGUGAGCCUGUUCAAGUGUUAGAGGCACCGCAUGGUGAGCCGACUGACGAAUCCACCCCAGAGAAUGUUGUCACGGAGGAAGUCGGACCAGACGGUAUCCUCAGACGCGUAGUUACCCGUCGCAUUGUCACCACAAGAACUAUGCCAUAUGAGGUUAGGGUCACUGAUAUUCCAGGUGUUGAAAGAGUGAUUAGGAGAGUGUUCAGGAAUGGUCAGUGGCAGGAACUUCCCGAGGACGAGGAGGUCACUGUUGAAGAAGAAACAGGCCCGGACGGGGUCAAGCGCCAUGUCACAAAGGUGACCAAGACUGGUGAGCCUGUUCAAGUGUUAGAGGCACCGCAUGGUGAGCCGACUGACGAAUCCACCCCAGAGAACGUUGUCACGGAGGAAGUCGGACCAGACGGUAUCCUCAGACGCGUAGUAACCCGUCGCAUUGUCACCACAAGAACUAUGCCAUAUGAGGUUAGGGUCACUGAUAUUCCAGGUGUUGAAAGAGUGAUUAGGAGAGUGUUCAGGAAUGGUCAGUGGCAGGAACUCCCCGAGGACGAGGAGGUCACUGUUGAAGAAGAAACAGGCCCGGACGGAGUCAAGCGCCAUGUCACGAAGGUGUCCAAGACUGAUGAGCCUGUUCAAGUGUUAGAGGUACCGCAUGGUGAGCCGACUGACGAAUCCACCCCAGAGAACGUUGUCACGGAGGAAGUCGGACCAGACGGUAUCCUCAGACGCGUAGUUACCCGUCGCAUUGUCACCACAAGAACUUUGCCAUAUGAGGUUAGGGUCUCUGAAAUUCCAGGUGUUGAAAGGGUGAUUAGAAGAGUGUUCAGGAAUGGUCAGUGGCAGGAACUUCCCGAGGACGAGGAGGUAACUGUAGAAGAAGAAACAUGCCCUGACGGUGUCAAGCGCCAUGUCACGAAGGUGUCCAGGACUGGUGAGCCAGUUCAAAUGCUAGAAGCACCGCAGACGUUAGAGGCAUCGAACGGUGAGCCGACAGACGAACCCACCACAGAGAACGUCGUCAUGGAGGAAGUCGGACCAGACGGUAUCGUCAGACGCGUGGUUACCCGUCGCAUUCUCACUACCAGAACUUUGCCAUCUGAGGUUUGGGUCACUGAUAUUCCCGGUGUUGACAGGGUGAUUAGGAGAGUGUACAGGAAUGGCCAGUGGCUGGAACUUCCCGAGGACCACACCACAAAAACUUGGCCGAACUGGGAUGACCAUGCCUUCAAAUCAGACGCGAGUAAUACCGAUGACUCAAAUGCAACUGAAGGGAAACGUGAAUUCCCUCAUCCUGACCACGAGCCACUAGACUUCGGGCCAAUCGAGAAGGUAGAGGCCCCCGCGGAGGCCCCUCCACUCCUGUCGUACUUGUUGUUAACCAAGCAAGGUGCGCAACCGAAAGGCAGUCAAGACCCAUUCGAAAACGCGCAGCCAGUGAUGACACCAGGAGGUGUUUGUUCAGCGUCAGAUGCGGUCUCCAAGUUUCCUGAAAUGGACGCGAAGUUCGAACACAUGGUUUCGUCCCUCCUCAGCGAUGCUUCUGGGGAAAUGCAAGAACCAAACACGAAAUUCGUGCGCGAAGAAAUACAAAUGCCAAUGGAGAAGCUCAACUUGGUGUCCUCAAGGGUUGUAGAAGACACGGACAAGGAGAAGACUAUUGAACUCAAAUUUCAGGAGAAAUAUAAGGUCGUACAGUACUCGUUUCAGCUACCAGAGUUUGGCAAAGAAAUGACUUUGCAAAGUCCUGAAGAACAAGGUGUUUCAGAAAUGAGAUCAGCACCCCAUGUUGAUUCUUUCACGACGAACGCAAGUUUCAGGGUCGAUUCGCCCAGCGUGACCACGCGGAAAGAGAUAUCGACCCUGGACAGCGAGACAGUCCUUCCUGGUAUUCGACCUGAGCCUACAGCGCCGCAAGCUGGACUAGAUGAUGAAGUGCCUUCCCGGCAAAUAGAAGAACCGACUCAGCCAUACGAUCGGCAAGACUCUUUGGACACUACGGAGCCGGAAAGAACAGAAAAGGAUGAAUCUUCUCUUGCCGAGUGCACCGACAGCACUGAUGGCCCCAUGGCAGAACCAGAAAGUCUCAAGCGUCCGAAAAGGAAACAAAAGAACAAAGGUGCUAAACAACCACAGACAGUCAUGGGGGCACUGCAGCGCGUUGUGGACUCUGUGUCGAAGCUAUUACCUUCCACAGACACAAAGCUGUCUGAGGAACCCAAGGAACCUAAGCAGGAGAAUGGCUCUUUGAAGCAUCUGGAAGUCGUUCCUAUAACAGCUCCUGAGGACACAAAAGUAGACAGCUCCAAUAGUGAUAUGGAGCCAUGCAAGCUCUAUCCGGAAUCUGUGCCUGUUUCAUUGAUUGCACAUAGAGUCCCUAUUAUUUCUGACAAACAUAUGAAGCCAACUGGAGGAACACCUGAAGCAGUUACAUUGAUUUAUAAUGUAGCAACAAGCCCCAGCGAGCACGGCGAGGACAAGAUCCUUGAAUCUGCUAUCGUGUGUCAGUCGCCACGUGUUAUUACCCCAGAAGUACCAGAAGAAGAGCCUCCUGUGAAACCUCGAAGAAAACAAAGGAAACAAAGGAAGCCGGAGGCUGUUGAUGAGCUGAUGGAUCAGAAGGCUCCUGCAAAGCCGGAGCGUAGAAAGAGGAAGCCACGAUUUUCUGCUGGUGAACAUAGCACUACUGACGAGUCGUCAGAGUUAGAGCAACCUGGGUUCUUUGACGAGAAGCAUAAGGGCAAGGAACGACCGCGAGAGAGCGAGCCUAAUGUGCAAGAAAGUGGACACAUCCAUACGCCAGAUACCGAUGUGUUUCGAACCAUUUACGAGGGCCCAACUAGUGACCAUCAAACCGAACAGCAUGCCGCGCAGCAGGAGCCUCUAUCUGUGCCGAAGAAAAAGAUAGAUGAGAGAGUAUAUUCUGAGAAGAAGCUACCCGUGGGCGACGUGGAAGCUGCUGAAGAGCCCGUACCUGAAGUCAAAGAAGGAAGCCCGGGCCUUCUACCUGUUAUCACCAAUGUGACCGAGCAUACGUCACGAAUGUCUAAGACCAACAAGGUGUCUACGGAACCUUUGACAGUCGUGGAACACUUAGAGUCUGGUCCAAUGAAGGACGAGUUCCAGACUCCAAAGGAUGAAGUGACACCUCCGUCAGCAACCGAAGAGAGGCCUUCACCUGAUGCGGAGACAUUGACUGAAGAUAAGACACCUACGGAAUGUGAAAAGGCAACUGACAAGCCUUCGCGUAUCAAACAAGGGGUUCCUGAUAUUGCGAUCGUCACCACCUCAGUCACAAAGCCCAAGUCACGAAAGUCCAAGUCUAAGAAGUUACCUUCAGAACCUUCCACUGGUACCGAAGUCCAGGAGGACGUUCCAUUGAAGGAGCAGCCAGAUAAACCAGAGGAUACAUUGACCCCAGUGUCUCUAAAGGAAAAGGAGCCUUCACCUGCCCCGGAGAAACAGUCUCAAAACAAGGCUCCUAUGGAAGGUGAGAAGAAGCCUCUUGGCGACAAGGCAGCUGAAGAGCCUUUGCCUACUGCCAAAGAAGCAAGCCCUGACUAUACGACAGUCACGACCCCUGUCACUAAGCCCAAAUCACGGAAGUCGAAGUCUAAGAAGGCACCUUCAGAGCCUUACACUGUCAUUGAAGUCCAGGAGGCUGCAUUGAAGGAGCAUCCAGAGAAACCAGACGAAAAAGGGACCCCUGCGUCUGAAAAAGAAAAGGAGCCUUCCCCUGCCCCAGAGGAGGAACCUGAAGACAAGAUUCCUCUGGAAGGUGAGAAGAAGCCCUCUGGUGACAAGGCAAAUGAGGAGCCUUUGCCUACUGCCAAAGAAGCAAGCCCUGACUAUACGACAGUCACGACCCCUGUCACUAAGCCCAAAUCACGGAAGUCGAAAUCUAAGAAGGCACCUUCCGAGGUUUCCACUGCUACCGAAGUGCCGGAGACCGUUCCAUUGAUGGAGCAGCCAGGGAAACCAGAGGAUAAAGUGACCCCGGCGUCUCAGAAGGAAAAGGAGCCUUCACCUGCGCCGGAGAGACAACCUGAAGCCAAGACUCCUACAGAAGGUGAGAAGAAGCCUCCUGCUGACGAGGCAACUAAAGAGCCUUUGCCUAUUGUCAAAGAAGCAAGCCCUGACUAUACGACCGUAACCACCGUCACUGAGCACAAACCACGGAAGUCGAAAUCUAAGAAGGCACCUUCCGAGGUUUCCACUGCUACCGAAGUGCCGGAGACCGUUCCAUUGAUGGAGCAGCCAGAGAAACCAGAGGAUAAAGUGACCCCAUCGUCUCAGAAGGAAAAGGAGCCUUCACCUGCGCCGGAGAGAGAACCUGAAGCCAAGACUCCUACGGAAGGUGAGAAGAAGCCUCUUGGUGACGAGGCAACUAAAGAGCCUUUGCCUAUUGUCAAAGAAGCAAGCCCUGACUAUACGACCGUAACCACCGUCACUGAGCACAAACCACGGAAGUCGAAAUCUAAGAAGGCACCUUCCGAGGUUUCCACUGCUACCGAAGUGCCGGAGACCGUUCCAUUGAUGGAGCAGCCAGGGAAACCAGAGGAUAAAGUGACCCCAUCGUCUCAGAAGGAAAAGGAGCCUUCACCUGCGCCGGAGAGAGAACCUGAAGCCAAGACUCCUACGGAAGGUGAGAAGAAGCCUCUUGGUGACGAGGCAACUAAAGAGCCUUUGCCUAUUGUCAAAGAAGCAAGCCCUGACUAUACGACCGUAACCACCGUCACUGAGCACAAACCACGGAAGUCGAAAUCUAAGAAGGCACCUUCCGAGGUUUCCACUGCUACCGAAGUGCCGGAGACCGUUCCAUUGAUGGAGCAGCCAGGGAAACCAGAGGAUAAAGUGACCCCAUCGUCUCAGAAGGAAAAGGAGCCUUCACCUGCGCCGGAGAGAGAACCUGAAGCCAAGACUCCUACGGAAGGUGAGAAGAAGCCUCUUUGUGACGAGGCAACUAAAGAGCCUUUGCCUAUUGUCAAAGAAGCAAGCCCUGACUAUACGACCGUAACCACCGUCACUGAGCACAAACCACGGAAGUCGAAAUCUAAGAAGGCACCUUCCGAGGUUUCCACUGCUACCGAAGUGCCGGAAACCGUUCCAUUGAUGGAGCAGCCACAGAAACCAGAGGAUAAAGUGACCCCGGCGUCUCAGAAGGAAAAGGAGCCUUCACCUGCGCCGGAGAGAGAACCUGAAGCCAAGACCCCUACAGAAGGUGAGAAGAAGCCUCUUGGUGACGAGGCAACUAAAGAGCCUUUGCCUAUUGUCAAAGAAGCAAGCCCUGACUAUACGACCGUAACCACCGUCACUGAACACAAACCACGGAAGUCGAAAUCUAAGAAGGCACCUUCCGAGGUUCCCACUGCUACCGAAGUGCCAAAGACCGUUCCAUUGAUGGAGCAGCCAGGGAAACCAGAGGAUAAAGUGACCCCAUCGUCUCAGAAGGAAAAGGAGCCUUCACCUGCGCCGGAGAGAGAACCUGAAGCCAAGACUCCUACGGAAGGUGAGAAGAAGCCUCUUGGUGACGAGGCAACUAAAGAGCCUUUGCCUAUUGUCAAAGAAGCAAGCCCUGACUAUACGACCGUAACCACCGUCACUGAGCACAAACCACGGAAGUCGAAAUCUAAGAAGGCACCUUCCGAGGUUUCCACUGCUACCGAAGUGCCGGAGACCGUUCCAUUGAUGGAGCAGCCAGGGAAACCAGAGGAUAAAGUGACCCCAUCGUCUCAGAAGGAAAAGGAGCCUUCACCUGCGCCGGAGAGAGAACCUGAAGCCAAGACUCCUACGGAAGGUGAGAAGAAGCCUCUUUGUGACGAGGCAACUAAAGAGCCUUUGCCUAUUGUCAAAGAAGCAAGCCCUGACUAUACGACCGUAACCACCGUCACUGAGCACAAACCACGGAAGUCGAAAUCUAAGAAGGCACCUUCCGAGGUUUCCACUGCUACCGAAGUGCCGGAAACCGUUCCAUUGAUGGAGCAGCCACAGAAACCAGAGGAUAAAGUGACCCCGGCGUCUCAGAAGGAAAAGGAGCCUUCACCUGCGCCGGAGAGAGAACCUGAAGCCAAGACCCCUACAGAAGGUGAGAAGAAGCCUCUUGGUGACGAGGCAACUAAAGAGCCUUUGCCUAUUGUCAAAGAAGCAAGCCCUGACUAUACGACCGUAACCACCGUCACUGAACACAAACCACGGAAGUCGAAAUCUAAGAAGGCACCUUCCGAGGUUCCCACUGCUACCGAAGUGCCAAAGACCGUUCCAUUGAUGGAGCAGCCAGGGAAACCAGAGGAUAAAGUGACCCCGUCGUCUCAGAAGGAAAAGGAGCCUUCACCUGCGCCGGAGAGAGAACCUGAAGCCAAGACUCCUACGGACGGUGAGAAGAAGCCUCUUGGUGACGAGGCAACUAAAGAGCCUUUGCCUAUUGUCAAAGAAGCAAGCCCUGACUAUACAACCGUAACCACCGUCACUGAGCACAAACCACGGAAGUCGAAAUCUAAGAAGGCACCUUCCGAGGUUUCCACUGCUACCGAAGUGCCGGAGACCGUUCCAUUGAUGGAGCAGCCAGGGAAACCAGAGGAUAAAGUGACCCCGUCGUCUCAGAAGGAAAAGGAGCCUUCACCUGCGCCGGAGAGAGAACCUGAAGCCAAGACUCCUACGGACGGUGAGAAGAAGCCUCUUGGUGACGAGGCAACUAAAGAGCCUUUGCCUAUUGUCAAAGAAGCAAGCCCUGACUAUACAACCGUAACCACCGUCACUGAGCACAAACCACGGAAGUCGAAAUCUAAGAAGGCACCUUCCGAGGUUUCCACUGCUACCGAAGUGCCGGAGACCGUUCCAUUGAUGGAGCAGCCAGGGAAACCAGAGGAUAAAGUGACCCCGUCGUCUCAGAAGGAAAAGGAGCCUUCACCUGCGCCGGAGAGAGAACCUGAAGCCAAGACUCCUACGGACGGUGAGAAGAAGCCUCUUGGUGACGAGGCAACUAAAGAGCCUUUGCCUAUUGUCAAAGAAGCAAGCCCUGACUAUACAACCGUAACCACCGUCACUGAGCACAAACCACGGAAGUCGAAAUCUAAGAAGGCACCUUCCGAGGUUUCCACUGCUACCGAAGUGCCGGAGACCGUUCCAUUGAUGGAGCAGCCAGGGAAACCAGAGGAUAAAGUGACCCCGUCGUCUCAGAAGGAAAAGGAGCCUUCACCUGCGCCGGAGAGAGAACCUGAAGCCAAGACUCCUACGGACGGUGAGAAGAAGCCUCUUGGUGACGAGGCAACUAAAGAGCCUUUGCCUAUUGUCAAAGAAGCAAGCCCUGACUAUACAACCGUAACCACCGUCACUGAGCACAAACCACGGAAGUCGAAAUCUAAGAAGGCACCUUCCGAGGUUUCCACUGCUACCGAAGUGCCGGAGACCGUUCCAUUGAUGGAGCAGCCAGGGAAACCAGAGGAUAAAGUGACCCCGUCGUCUCAGAAGGAAAAGGAGCCUUCACCUGCGCCGGAGAGAGAACCUGAAGCCAAGACUCCUACGGACGGUGAGAAGAAGCCUCUUGGUGACGAGGCAACUAAAGAGCCUUUGCCUAUUGUCAAAGAAGCAAGCCCUGACUAUACAACCGUAACCACCGUCACUGAGCACAAACCACGGAAGUCGAAAUCUAAGAAGGCACCUUCCGAGGUUUCCACUGCUACCGAAGUGCCGGAGACCGUUCCAUUGAUGGAGCAGCCAGGGAAACCAGAGGAUAAAGUGACCCCGUCGUCUCAGAAGGAAAAGGAGCCUUCACCUGCGCCGGAGAGAGAACCUGAAGCCAAGACUCCUACGGACGGUGAGAAGAAGCCUCUUGGUGACGAGGCAACUAAAGAGCCUUUGCCUAUUGUCAAAGAAGCAAGCCCUGACUAUACAACCGUAACCACCGUCACUGAGCACAAACCACGGAAGUCGAAAUCUAAGAAGGCACCUUCCGAGGUUUCCACUGCUACCGAAGUGCCGGAGACCGUUCCAUUGAUGGAGCAGCCAGGGAAACCAGAGGAUAAAGUGACCCCGUCGUCUCAGAAGGAAAAGGAGCCUUCACCUGCGCCGGAGAGAGAACCUGAAGCCAAGACUCCUACGGACGGUGAGAAGAAGCCUCUUGGUGACGAGGCAACUAAAGAGCCUUUGCCUAUUGUCAAAGAAGCAAGCCCUGACUAUACAACCGUAACCACCGUCACUGAGCAUAAACCACGGAAGUCGAAAUCUAAGAAGGCACCUUCCGAGGUUUCCACUGCUACCGAAGUGCCGGAGACUGUUCCAUUGAUGGAGCAGCCAGGGAAACCAGAGGAUAAAGUGACCCCGUCGUCUCAGAAGGAAAAGGAGCCUUCACCUGCGCCGGAGAGAGAACCUGAAGCCAAGACUCCUACGGAAGGUGAGAAGAAGCCUCUUGGUGACGAGGCAACUAAAGAGCCUUUGCCUAUUGUCAAAGAAGCAAGCCCUGACUAUACAACCGUAACCACCGUCACUGAGCACAAAUCAAGGAAGUCGAAGUCCAAGAAGGCACCUUCAGAGCCUUCCGCUGUUAUUGAAGUCCAGGAGGCUGUCCCGUUGAAGGACCAUCCAGAGAAACCAGAUGAUAAAGUGACCCCUGCGUCUGAAAAAGAAAAGGAGCCUUCACCUGCGCCAGAGAAAGAGUCUGAAGACAAGAUGCCUGAGGAAAGUGAGAAGACUCCUCUUGAUGAGAAGGCAACCAUAUUGUCUAAGCCUGAGGUCACAGAAGGAAGUCCUAGCUUCACGACCAUCACCACCACCGUCACUGAGCACAAACCACGAAAGUCCAAGUCUAAGAAGGCACCUUCAGGGCCUUCCACUGUCACCGAUGUCCAGGAGGCCGUUCCAUUGAAAGAACAUCCAGAGAAACCAAAGGAUUAUGUGAUUCCUACGUCUAAAAUAGAGCCUUCACCUGCACUAGACAAACAGCCUGAUGACAAGAUGCCUAAGGAAUGUGAGAGGGCACCUGUUGUUGACAAGGAACCUACAACUGAGGACAGAAACGGAAGCCCUGACUUUGCGGCCGUCACUACCACGGUCACUAAGCACAGAUCACGAAAGCCUAAACCUAAGAAGGCACCUUCAGAGCCCUCGGCGCUUCCGAAAAUCGUGAAUACAUUUCUACCGAAUGCAAAGGAAAAGGAGCCUUACGCUGAGCCGCUGAAGGGCUCCAUCGAAGGUGAUAAGGCACCCGAAGAGCUUUUGACUCAGGUCACAGAAGGCCGUUCUGUUGGUGGAAGGGUUAUUAGAAGAGUGUUCAGGAAUGGUCAGUGGCAGGAACUUCCCGAGGACGAGGAGGUAACUGUAGAAGAAGAAACAUGCCCUGACGGUGUCAAGCGCCAUGUCACGAAGGUGUCUAAGACUGGUGAGCCAGUUCAAAUGCUAGAGGCACCGCACGGUGAGCCGACUGACACUGAGGAAUCCACCCCAGAGAACGUCGUCACGGAGGAAGUCGGACCAGAUGGCAUCGUUAGACGCGUGGUUACCCGUCGCAUUGUCACGACAAGGACUUUGCCAUAUGAGGUUAGGGUCACUGACAUUCCCGGUGUUAAAUGGGUGAUUAGGAGAGUGUUCAGGAAUGGUCAGUGGCAGGAACUUCCCGAGGACGAGGAGGUAACUGUAGAAGAAGAAACAGGCCCUGAUGGUGUCAAGCACCAUGUCACGAAGCUGUCCAAGACUGGUGAGCCAGUUCAAAUGAUAGAGGCACCGCACGGUGAGCCGACUGACACUGACGAAUCCACCCCAGAGAACGUCGUCACGGAGGAAGUCGGACCAGAUGGCAUCGUUAGACGCGUGGUUACCCGUCGCAUUGUGACGACAAGAACUUUGCCAUAUGUGGUUAGGGUCACUGACAUUCCCGGUGUUCAAAGGGUGAUUAGGAGAGUGUUCAGGAAUGGUCAGUGGCAGGAACUUCCCGAGGACGAGGAGGUAACUGUAGAAGAAGAAACAGACCCUGACGGUGUCAAGCUCUAUGUCACAAAGGUGUCCAAGACAGGUGAGCCAGUUCAAAUGCUAGAUGCACCGCAUGGAGAGCCGAUUGACGAAUCCACCCUAGACAACGUCGUCACGGAGGAAGUGGGACCAGAUGGCAUCGUUAGACGCGUGGUUACCCGUCGCAUUGUCACGACAAGAACUUUGCCAUAUGAGGUUAGGGUCACUGACAUUCCCGGUGUUAAAAGGGUGAUUAGGAGAGUGUUCAGGAAUGGUCAGUGGCAGGAACUUCCCGAGGACGAGGAGGUAACUGUAGAAGAAGAAACAGGCCCUGACGGUGUCAAGCUCUAUGUCACAAAGGUGUCCAAGACAGGUGAGCCAGUUCAAAUGCUAGAUGCACCGCAUGGAGAGCCGACUGACGAAUCCACCCCAGAGAACGUCGUCACGGAGGAAGUGGGACCAGAUGGCAUCGUUAGACGCGUGGUUACCCGUCGCAUUGUCACGACAAGAACUUUGCCACAUGAGGUUAGGGUCACUGACAUUCCCGGUGUUAAAAGGGUGAUUAGGAGAGUGUUCAGGAAUGGUCAGUGGCAGGAACUUCCCGAGGACGAGGAGGUAACUGUAGAAGAAGAAACAGGCCCUGACGGUGUCAAGCUCCAUGUCACAAAGGUGUCCAAGACAGGUGAGCCAGUUCAAAUGCUAGAUGCACCGCAUGGAGAGCCGACUGACGAAUCCACCCCAGACAACGUCGUCACGGAGGAAGUGGGACCAGAUGGCAUCGUUAGACGCGUGGUUACCCGUCGCAUUGUCACGACAAGAACUUUGCCAUAUGAGGUUAGGGUCACUGACAUUCCCGGUGUUCAAAGGGUGAUUAGGAGAGUGUUCAGGAAUGGUCAGUGGCAGGAACUUCCCGAGGACGAGGAGGUAACUGUAGAAGAAGAAACAGGCCCUGACGGUGUCAAGCUCUAUGUCACAAAGGUGUCCAAGACAGGUGAGCCAGUUCAAAUGCUAGAUGCACCGCAUGGAGAGCCGACUGACGAAUCCACCCCAGAGAACGUCGUCACGGAGGAAGUGGGACCAGAUGGCAUCGUUAGACGCGUGGUUACCCGUCGCAUUGUCACGACAAGAACUUUGCCAUAUGUGGUUAGGGUCACUGACAUUCCCGGUGUUCAAAGGGUGAUUAGGAGAGUGUUCAGGAAUGGUCAGUGGCAGGAACUUCCCGAGGACGAGGAGGUAACUGUAGAAGAAGAAACAGGCCCUGAUGGUGUCAAGCACCAUGUCACAAAGCUAUCCAAGACUGGUGAGCCAGUUCAAAUGCUAGAGGCACCGCACGGUGAGCCGACUGAGGAAUCCACCCCAGAGAACGUCGUCACCGAGGAAGUGGGACCAGAUGGCAUCGUUAGGCGCGUGGUUACCCGUCGCAUUGUCACGACAAGGACUUUGCCGUAUGAGGUUAGGGUCACUGACAUUCCCGGUGUUAAAAGGGUGAUUAGGAGAGUGUUCAGGAAUGGUCAGUGGCAGGAACUUCCCGAGGACGAGGAGGUAACUGUAGAAGAAGAAACAGGCCCUGACGGUGUCAAGCUCUAUGUCACAAAGGUGUCCAAGACAGGUGAGCCAGUUCAAAUGCUAGAUGCACCGCAUGGAGAGCCGACUGACGAAUCCACCCCAGAGAACGUCGUCACGGAGGAAGUGGGACCAGAUGGCAUCGUUAGACGCGUGGUUACCCGUCGCAUUGUCACGACAAGGACUUUGCCAUAUGAGGUUAGGGUCACUGACAUUCCCGGUGUUAAAAGGGUGAUUAGGAGAGUGUUCAGGAAUGGUCAGUGGCAGGAACUUCCCGAGGACGAGGAGGUAACUGUAGAAGAAGAAACAGGCCCUGACGGUGUCAAGCUCUAUGUCACAAAGGUGUCCAAGACAGGUGAGCCAGUUCAAAUGCUAGAUGCACCGCAUGGAGAGCCGACUGACGAAUCCACCCCAGAGAACGUCGUCACGGAGGAAGUGGGACCAGAUGGCAUCGUUAGACGCGUGGUUACCCGUCGCAUUGUCACGACAAGAACUUUGCCAUAUGAGGUUAGGGUCACUGACAUUCCCGGUGUUCAAAGGGUGAUUAGGAGAGUGUUCAGGAAUGGUCAGUGGCAGGAACUUCCCGAGGACGAGGAGGUAACUGUAGAAGAAGAAACAGGCCCUGACGGUGUCAAGCUCUAUGUCACAAAGGUGUCCAAGACAGGUGAGCCAGUUCAAAUGCUAGAUGCACCGCAUGGAGAGCCGACUGACGAAUCCACCCCAGAGAACGUCGUCACGGAGGAAGUGGGACCAGAUGGCAUCGUUAGACGCGUGGUUACCCGUCGCAUUGUCACGACAAGAACUUUGCCAUAUGUGGUUAGGGUCACUGACAUUCCCGGUGUUCAAAGGGUGAUUAGGAGAGUGUUCAGGAAUGGUCAGUGGCAGGAACUUCCCGAGGACGAGGAGGUAACUGUAGAAGAAGAAACAGGCCCUGAUGGUGUCAAGCACCAUGUCACAAAGCUGUCCAAGACUGGUGAGCCAGUUCAAAUGCUAGAGGCACCGCACGGUGAGCCGACUGAGGAAUCCACCCCAGAGAACGUCGUCACGGAGGAAGUAGGACCAGAUGGCAUCGUUAGACGCGUGGUUACCCGUCGCAUAGUCACGACUAGAACUUCACCGUAUGAGAUUAUCACUGGUAUUGGGUCACUGAUGGGAUCAUUGAGGGACCAAUCAGUGAAGCCAGUGGAUGAAGUAACCCCUCAAGAUGUGCUAGAGGUGGAACCUUCACCCCUGCCAACAGUGAAGGAGCCUUUGGAUAGGCCACUUAAAGAGCCUGAGAGGACACCACAUAGCGUCACGAAAGUUCCAGAAGAGCCUUUACCACAGCGGAAAGAACGAAGAACAAAACGAAGUAAGGCAACCUCGACACCGCCGAGGGCUGCUGAAACGGUUGCAGGCACAUGGGCCCGCUGGGGCGUCACCGAGUCUCCAAUGCCGCCUUCCUCAAUGGGAAGUACUGAUAAUACCACACAAGAAGAAGCACUAAAACUAAAUAUGUCGGACAAUUUGUGCGACCUUGAGACGGCUGAACCAACAGCGAAACCCACAUCUGAGAAGGAGACGACACAUGAUCUGUUCGUGCAAAGACAACGAAAAACCUCACCCGAGAUCGAUAGAACACACCAUGUGUCUUGUACAGAGCCCCAAGAAACAGCUCGCAUUCGCCGUGAUGCCACUGCUGCUGACCCUAGUCAGCCGCCAUCAGAUAUAACUGCAACUCAUGCUGACGAUGUUGAAAGUCAAGAGGGCGUGACUGAGAGGGAACCGCAUCGUUUCCUCCCUGACGACACAAGCGUAAUCCUCGAUGAGCACAUACAUGACAUCGAUGGAAAGCCUAUCAUGAAAGGAUUUAAGAAGAAGAAAAAGAAACGCGGAACUGCAAGGGAAGCAGUAGAGCAUGCUCCUUCAGGGCAAGAACUUAGACCGAUUCCUCACGUCCAAAAGAAUUAUGCCGACAGAGAAAAAGAAAGUCCAGAGAUCACGUUGGAAACACCUGACAUGGCCGAAGAGAACCGAGAAACAUCAGAUCUGUCUCUGGAAGAGAAAGGCAGAAAUAUGAAGGAGGAAAAAGGUGGACAUCUGCCAGGACGCGAAGACCAUGUCAGAGAAGGUGCCGCAAGACCUUCAACUGUUGGCAGGCUCAAAGAUGAUCAGGUAAAGGAGCCAGGUAAUCUAGAAGAAAUUCCUUGGGGUUUUUCUUCGGACCUCUCGCCAUACGCGCAGGAAUUCCACAUGCCUGGUGAAGCGCGCAUUACCGGAGUCCAGCUUUACCGUGAAGAUACGCCUCUUUCAACGGAGCGCUUCCUAGACGAGGGCACCAGCGAUGGUCAUAUAGCAGAUACCGCAGAGAGUACAGAGAGGAAACCAGCUGACAAUGUUUGGAGCACCGCUACUUCAACACAACCGAUCACAUUCUCGAGUGUAGUGAAGGGCGCGCAUCCUACUCAAAUGCCACUGCCUCCUGGAAUUAUAGUCGUGGAAGCACCGGACACCGGAGCAGCGCAUGAUCUUGUGAAGGAGCAACGCCAACACACUGGCUCGUUGCUAUCCGAAGAGGAACCCCGAGAUAAAGACAGAAGACGAAGAGAUCGCUCCAAAUCUAAGAAGGGCGAGACAUACAUAAUUUCGUCUCUCCUCAUGGACCGCUCACGAGAACGAUCUCGGUCAAGGUCCCCGUCGCCUUUUACCAGAAAGGAAAAACAUGGCGUUAUCAGGAUUUCCGAUGACAGUAUGCGUGAAAAGGGGAAACCUGGGGACCCUGAUGGGGAAACCACACAAAAGUUGAGUGAGGAAAAGAUCCGCAGUCGCGUCAAGGAACCUGCUCCAGAAGAGAAAAUUCCAGCCUCUGAAGAAUCAGACCGCGAGCCUGAAAAGAAGGACCGGACAGUACCGACAUCAGCUACCAUUUCCACACAGCGGAUACUGAAGAAAUCGAAACAACAUUUUCAAGAACCCGUGUCAACGCAGCCUCCACAAGCAGACGAUGCACCUCACAAACCGGACGGCGAUAGCGCGCUCCGGGAAUUUGAUGUAAAAGGAUCAUUCCGAGAACCAGAAAAGAAGUCAACGACUCCCAAGGACGGCAAAGAACGUACGGUUGAUGACACGGAGACCUCCACGGAAGAACGCAAGCCUAAGGAGGGACCUCCACCACUUGUGACGUUCACCACGACCGUCACAGAACGCAAGACUAAGAAAGCCAAGUCGAGGAAAGCUCCACAUGAACCCGAGUCGCUUGAAUCUUUGCCAUCACAGGAUGAACCACAGAAGCCCGAAUACAAACGUGACAUCCAGCAGGGAAAAGCCAGGGAACCAUCCCCAGGAAAAAAGCAGCCUGAAGAAAAAAUCUCCGAGGCUGCCAAGGAACCUCCGGUGGAUGAAGAGGAACCACCAUCUAAGGAAACCGAGCCUAAGCAUAAGGAAGGAAGUCCAUCGCUUGUGACGUUCUCGACGACUACCACAGAGCACAGGACUAAGAAGUCCAAGUCGAGGAAAGCUCCGCGUGAACCCGAGUCGAUUGAAUCAUUGCCAUCACACGAUGAACCACAGAAGCUUGAAGACAAACGUGACAUCCAGCAGGGAAAAGCCAAGGAACCAUCCCCAGAAACAAAGGAGCCUGAAGAGAAAGUCUCCGAGACUGCCGAGGAACCUCCGGUGGAUGAGAAGAAACCACCAUCUAAGGAAACCGAGCCUCAGCAUAAGGAAGGAAGUCCAUCGCUUGUGACGUUCUCGACGACUACCACAGAGCACAGGACUAAGAAGUCCAAGUCGAGGAAAGCUCCGCGUGAACCCGAGUCGAUUGAAUCAUUGCCAUCACACGAUGAACCACAGAAGCUCGAAGACAAACGUGACAUCCAGCAGGGAAAGGCCAAGGAACCAUCCCCAGAAACAAAGGAGCCUGAAGAGAAAGUCUCCGGGGCUGCCAAGGAACCUCCAGUGGAUGAGAAGAAACCACCAUCUAAGGAAACCGAGCCUCAGCAUAAGGAAGGAAGUCCAUCGCUUGUGACGUUCUCGACGACUACCACAGAGCACAGGACUAAGAAGUCCAAGUCGAGGAAAGCUCCGCGUGAACCCGAGUCGAUUGAAUCAUUGCCAUCACACGAUGAACCACAGACGCUUGAAGACAAACGUGACAUCCAGCAGGGAAAAGCCAAGGAACCAUCCCCAGAAACAAAGGAGCCUGAAGAGAAAGUGUCCGAGGCUGCCAAGGAACCUCCGGUGGACGAGAAGAAACCACCAUCUAACGAAACCGAGCCUCAGCAUAAGGAAGGAAGUCCAUCGCUUGUGACGUUCUCGACGACUACCACAGAGCACAGGAGUAAGAAGCCCAAGUCGAGGAAAGCUCCGCGUGAAUCCGAUUCGAUUGGAUCAUUGCCAUCACACGACAAACCAAAGAAGCUUGAAGACAAACGUGACAUCCAUCCGGGAGAAGACAAGGAACCAUCCUCUGAAACAAAGGAGCCUCAAGAGAAAGUCUACGAGGCUUCCAAGGAACCUCCGGUGGAUGAGGAGAAACCACCAUCUAAGGAAACCGAGCCUCAACAUAAGGAAGGAAGUCCAUCGCUUGUGACGUUCUCGACGACUAUCACUCAGCACAGGACUAAGAAGUCCAAGUCGAGGAAAGCUCCCCGUGAACCCGAGUCGAUUGAAUCAUUGCCGUCACAGGAUGAACCACAGAGGCCCGGAGACGAACGUGACAUUCAGCAGGGAACAGACGAGGAACCAUCCCCAAAAACAAAGGAGCCUGAAGAGAAAGUCUCCGAGGCUGCCAAGGAACCUCCGGUGGAUGAGAAGAAGCCAUCAGCUAAGGAAACCGAGCCUCAGCAUAAGGAAGGAAGCCCAUCGCUUGUGACGCUCUCGACCGCCAUCACAGAACAUAGGACUAAGAAAUCCAAGUCGAGGAAAGCUCCGCAUGAACCUGUGCCGUUUGAAUCAUUGCCAUCACAGGAUCAAGUGCAGAAACCCGAAGACAAACGAGACAUCCAGCACGGGAAAGACAAGGAAUCAUCUCCAAAAACAAAGGAGCCUCAAGAGAAAGUCUCUGAGGCUGCCAAGGAACCUCCGGUGGAUGAAAAGAAGCCACCAGCUAAGGAAUCCGAGCCCCGGAAAAAGGAAGGGAGUCCAUCGGUUGUCACGUUCUCGACGACCAUCACAGAACGCAGGAGUAAGAAGUCCAAGUCGAGGAAAGCUCCGCAUGAACCCAAGUCGCUUGAAUCAUUGCCCUCACAGGAUGAACCACAGAAGCCCGAAGACAAACGUGACAUCCAGCGGGGAAAAGACAAGGAACCAUCCCCAGAAACAAAGGAGCCUGAAGAGAACCUCUCCGAGACUGCCAAGGAACCUCCGGUGGAUGCGGAGAAACAACCAUCUAAGGAAACCGAGCCUCAGCAAAAGGAAGGGAGUCCAUCGCUUGUGACGUUCUCGACCACCAUCACAGAGCACAGGACUAAGAAGUCCGAGUCGAGGAGAACUCCGCAUGCACCCGAGUUGGUUGAAUUCGCACCAUCGCAGGACGAAUCUCGAGAACCAAGGGAGGUUUGGGAAGCAGAUGCACGCGAUAUAAUCCCUCAUGUCACGAAACCUAGUAGCGGUACAUCAGACACACCAGGUCCUUCACCAAAACCAGAGCAGACAAGUGUGUGUGGAGGACCCGAUAUCUCUACCGGUGAACAAUACGAAUACUUUUCAUCAGAAUUACCAAUGGUGUCCGAGCGGCCGACGCAAGCCACUGGUCGUCACGAAAGACUGUCAAUCUUUAAAAAACUUAUGGACACCGGCAGUGGUGUCGUAAAAUUCAUAGGCGACAGUUUUCAGGUCGGCAAGCUGGGAGAGCCAUUGCCCCCUAUAGGACAGACCGUUGGCGAAACUCCAACAGGGACUCCGACUAAAGUCGAAGGGUUGCCCUCGCAAGCGGCUGCUCAGGACAACUUCAGGGCUAUGGAAAUGGAACCUCGACUUGUCGAGGAUGUGAAAGAUUUCCCUAGUACGGAACAACCAGGAACUGCGGCACCCAAGCAUCUGGAGAGGACGUCUGAUCUAUCAGAUACUGCCGUACCAUACGAAACUUCCACGGACCAUCAUUUCGAACAACCGUACUCUCAAGAGCCACCAAGUGCGACGGAUGAUGCAACUAGGUUGGAUGACAAGCGUGUUAGUGAUAAGCAUGGUAAAAAGAAGGGAAAGAGAACUAAAGGACAGACAUUCAGCAUAUCGUCGUGGCUUAAAGAUGAAGGUGAAGGACGCUCCACCCGUAAGUCUCCUUCACCGUUUGACCAAGAAAGCGUUGGCAAACCAGUUCGCCGAACUGUUCCCUCGGAUCCAAGGGGUCCAGGAUAUCACGGCAACGGAACCAUCCCUCAGAGAACUUCACCUUCUAAAUCCAUGAAGACUGGAACCACUCCUGAUGCAGAUGUUAAACGGGCCCUGACUGACUUUGAAGAUCUAAAAUCUGCACAUUCUGAUAUCGGUCACGAUUCACCCUCUUGUCGAGCUGACAAGAUAUCCGAUACGACACAGUCGGUGCCUGAAGACAAAGUACUUCAGAAGGCACUAUGUCCGGAAAUACCUGUACAAUUUGAAAAAGAGUCACUGGUUCUGACAGCUGCCGAGCGCGGUGAAGUCCCACUAGGACAGCCCGUGACGGAUGUUGCCCCUGAACGCAAGACAGAGGGUACGCCGUGGUAUUCUUCAUUCAUAACCCACGUAGUCCCCGGAUGUAAAGAGUACGAGGUCAAAGGUUUCUCAGAAUCUGAACCAUUUGAAGGCGGUUCACUGCAUGAUGCCAAACCACCGCUUGUGUCCCAGUCCGAGGACGAAGACGAUGUCUCCGGAGCACCAGAUAGGGACAAGGGAAUGCGUGCUAGAAAACUGAAGGGUGAAACGUACGUCGUCUCUGGUCUAAGCUGGGAUAUGGGCAAUCGAAGAUCUUCCUCGAAGUCACCUUCGCCACCUGUGCGCUCAAAUAUCACGGAGUGGAAGACAUUCGUAUCUGCUCCCAAACCUGAAGUUCGUCCCGAGGAAAUGCCGCAGCUGGAGCUCGAACAGCAGGCUGUUGCAAUAUCAGCAAAGAUGCAAGAGUUUCCCAGUCGUUCCGACGUAAAGAGACAUCCUCAGGAGGCAAGAGAGAUUAAGGAUGGCGAGAGUAGUCUGCCUAGAGCGACUCAGGUCUCGUACAGCUUCCUUGCUCAUCGAGUCCCACAUGUAUCCGAUCGAAGUGAGACCAGUCCGAAAUUUGAACAAGGCACUCCCAUUGGUGACAGGGAUGCUGAGGAACAACGCAAGGAAUCCGACGACUUUUCAUCUCCAGCGCAACCUACGGAUUUAAAGGAGACAGAUGUUUCUAUCAAGCCUGAGUGCUCACAACCAGCUGAGCUGCAGUUGAGUCCACUUAGCACAUCGGAUGCACAAAUAGAGGCAGUCGUUGCUCCAGAUACAAGCAGGUCUGAACCAAGGGCUGCGCCAUCAGAAACAGACCAUAAACAGGGAGCACCAAAGAAGUCUCGACGGCUGAAGGGAGAAACUUACAUCGUUUCUUCUUCUAUGACUGACAGCUCAGGCAGGCGUUCUUUGUCGAAGUCUCCAUCGCCGCCAGUAAGGACCCACCGAACAGAGCGUGGCCACCAUAAAGCUCCCAAAGAAGACGUCCCUCUUACUAAAGCCGCGUUUACUACAGUUACUGAAGACUUUCCAAAGGCUCAGCAGCCUACAAAGAUAACGGAAAAGGAGGACGAACCUGCCCUACCCGCUGAUACUACCAUGGUCAUCGACGAUUACGCAAGUAUUCCUACAUAUGACACACGUGCACCAGAGACAGUGCCAGACGAGCUUGGACAACCGUACGGAACAGGGGCUGACGAAACACUAACGACACCCCACGAAAACGAGCAGGGUAGAACUGUUCCGUCUGAUAAAGGAACGUCUUGGACGCAAUAUGUGACGGGUUGGUUCACACUUGGCGGUGGUUCGCAACCAGAACGGACACCUGAUGGACAAGCUGAACUCUACCAGAGUGCUGUCGCUCGUAGUCUUCCCAUCACUGGAAAGGAAUCAUAUGAUUUCCAAGAGAUCCCUCGGGACCAGGAAGGAGUACCAUCCACUGCACCUGUGAUUGGUGACGACACACGACCCGGCACCACAACCGAACUCCUGGAGCCUCAAAGGAGCUCCAGUCCUCAUGUGACGGCGGAGCGUCUCCUAUCCUUGGACCAACCGGAACACACGCUAGAGUUUAUUACUCAUUGGAUCAUCACAAUCAGGGAGAUGUUGUAUCAGCUUCCCUCUGUGAGUGGCAGCGACAAAUCCAAACGGGUCCAGGAUGCACAGCAAGAGCUAGACAAGCUGAAAACUGCUAUGGCCGACAAGGGCCUGCGCGACAAGCUGAAGACGUAUGCAGAUGAGAAUCCAGAAGCAUUCCAGGCAAUCCAAAAUAUAUCGUCCGGCUUAGAGGAAGCUACCGGAGCCCUAGAACGUGCACAUCUGGAACACCAGGCUGUACUCCCGACACUACAAGAUACUCGUGACCAAGCUACUCGAUACUCCUUCGUCGCGCAUCGGGUAUCGCACUUGCCUGACGAACAUGAUCAAUCACCUGUGAGAGACGUGAAUGCCUCCAUUCCAACAGCCGGCAAAUUUUUGUCCAAGCCUGUGCACCACCUUCCCUCAGAGGCACCGAAGGAUCCAGAUCAACCUGGAAAGCGUGACAUUGGAGCUCCAGAAGUACCCGCUGGCGACUCGAGGGAAGGUGCCGCUCCUAAAAUGAAACUGUCCGAUUCCAAGCCUGACGAAGAACCAGCAACCACGACUGAAGUAUACUUCGCAACAGAUUUGGACACUGAAAGAGUUGCAGCGUCCGCGCCAUGCCCAGGAAAAGAAAGGGGUGAAUCGCCACGGAAGUCGAGAAGACUUGAGGGAGCACCACACGCCUUCUUCCCUCCUACGGCAGGCGCUCGUCCUACCGUUGUGACGACAGAAUAUAUUAUAACAUCUGGUAUGGAGACACCAGGGUACACAUUAGAAUUUAUUUCGUGGUGGAUCGUCACUAUUCGAGAGUUAUUGGGGAAGCUUCGCUCGAAGAGCGACAGCGAGAAGGCACAUGCGCUACAGGAUGCACAGGAGCAGCUAGACCACCUGACGGCUGCUGUGACUGACGAGAACUUGCGUCAGAAGCUGAAGGCCUAUGCUGAUGAAAAUCCAGACGCAUUGCCAAGCUUCGAAAACGUAUCGUCGGACCUACAGCAGGCAGCAGAAGCUUUGGGACGCGCCCGUCUAGAAAACCAGGCCAUUCUCCCCGCACCAGAAGAUGCAACAAUUCAACCGUUGUACCCAUACUCCUUUGUUGCACAUCAGGCUCCAUAUUCAGCAGACCAACCAUCCCGAGAUGCAGGGACAGACAUUGUGGCAGAAGUUGCCAGUACCACAGCUGUUGUUCAUGACCUCCCUACAGAACUACCACUAAGCUCAGAACAACCUGGAAAGCGUGAUGGGAUUGAAACUCCAGAAGUACCCGCUGGCGUCUCGAGGGAAGCUGCCGCUCCUAAACAGAAACUGUCCGAUUCCAAGCCUGACGAAAAACCAGCAACCACGACUGAAGCAUAUCUCGCAACAGAUUUGGACACCGAAAGGGUUGCACCGUCCGCGCCAUGCCCAGGAAAAGAAAGGGGUGAAUCUCCAAGGGAGUCGAGAAGACUUGAGGGAGCACCACACGCCUUCUUCCCUCCUACGGCAGGCGCUCGUCCUACCGUUGUGACGACAGAAUAUAUUAUAACAUCUGGUAUGGAGACACCAGGGUACACAUUAGAAUUUAUUUCGUGGUGGAUCGUCACUAUUCGAGAGUUAUUGGUGAAGCUUCACUCGAAGAGAGACAGCGAGAAGGCACAUGCGCUACAGGAUGCACAGGAGCAGCUAGACCACCUGACGGCUGCUGUGACUGACGAGAAUUUGCGCCAGAAGCUGAAGGCCUAUGCUGAUGAAAAUCCAGACGCAUUGCCAAGCUUCGAAAACGUAUCGUCGGACCUACAGCAGGCAGCAGAAGCUUUGGGACGCGCCCGUCUAGAAAACCAGGCUGUUCUCCCCGCACCAGAAGAUGCCACAAUUCAACCGUUGUACCCAUACUCCUUGGUUGCACAUCAGGCGCCAUAUUCAGCAGACCAACCAUCCCGAGAUGCAGGUGCAGACAUCGUGGCAGAAGUAGCCAGUAUUACAGCUUCCGACAUGCAUGACCCCACUACAGAACUACCAGUAGGCUCAGAACAACUUGGAAAACGUGAUGGCAUUGAAGCUCCAGGAGCACCUACUGACGCAAAACCAGCAAAGAAGAAGUCUGUCUCCUUUAAGGACACGCCAUAUGAUUAUAAAUCGCCAGACCAAUCAACAAGUGCUGCUGAACGCCAACCAGAAAUUGGCACUGGUUCGGGUACCAAAGAGUUCGAACCGUCCGCACCACGCCUAGAAGAUGAAAAGAGUGGUCCACCAGGGCAACCAGGAGUAAAGGGAGCAACCCACGGCAUCUCUUCCCCCAGAACAGAUACCCCUCCUCACCUUGUGACGACAGAAUAUAUUCUUACCUCCAGUCAGCAAGCACCGUGGUACACUCUGGAGUUUAUUACUCGAUGGAUCAUCACACUUCGUCAGACUCUGGAGAAACUUCCUUCUAUGGAUGACAGCGAGAAGUCUCGAGAACUGGAGGAUGCACAGGAACAGCUGGACAACCUGAAAGCUGCUAUGGCCGACGAGACACUGCGCGACAGGCUGAGGGCAUAUGCGGAUGAGAAUCCGGAGGCUUUCCAGACAAUUACAAAUCUUUCGUCCGACUUACAGCAAGCUACUGAAGCACUGGGACGUGCACGUGUGGAACAUCAAGAACCGCGCGACUCUCAAGGUCAGUCCUCCUCUCUAUGCUCAUUCGUGGCACAUCGAGCAUCAUACGAACCGGACCGACGUGAGGCACCACAACAAACGAUCCACGAUAUCUUUGCAGCAGGGCCAGACGUUUCCCCUUCCCCAGCUGAUGAUAAGCCUAUGCCUCAGCCAGUGCACCACAUCUCGUCAGACCUACCAGAAGAGGCUACUAAGGACGAACUAGAGAGUGCCACCAUGCAUGGCACAUCUUCUGAGGUCGAACCGUCUACCCCAGCUCCAGAAGAACAAAAGCAUGGUGGAGCAAAGAAAUCCAGAAGGUUCAAGGGAGAGACCUAUGUCAUCUCGUCGUCUAUGACAGACAGCUCUGGCCGACGGUUCUGGUCAAAGUCACCAUCUCCGCCAGACGGGGAACAAAGGCCACAGCGAGCACCACCUGGAAGACAUAAAAGUCCGAAAGAGGAUGUCUUGCCGGCAGGGUCAGCUUAUCCCACAAAGGAUUCCAAUGAAGAACCCGCUGCUCAGAAGGACGUUCCUGUGUUCUUAGAGGAGCCCUUGCCAUCCGUUGGGCCCGUUGUUGGUAAAGCCGACGAGCAGACGAUUAGCUUGGCCACAGAUAGUUCUAUGCUGCCUGCCGAGGAACCGUAUGGACAUGUUCACGAACCCACCGAUCUCGAGCAAGGGCUUCCAACGGGAAGCGUCGAAACAAUAAAACAAGAUGAGCCUCAGGACCGUCUCACCGACGGGGGAACGUCUUGGACACAGUACGUGCCAAGCUGGCUGAAAUUUGGUGGCAGCGCACAAGUAGGACACCCACAGGUUGACACCGAAGUGUCCGAAAAAGACGGUGGUGUUAGCGGUGACAGUAUUACGUAUACGGUGUCGCAUGAGCUGGAACAGGCCGCACAACCAGGCACCAAGUCUCAUGAUGUUGAUGAAUCAAAACCGAGUUCUGCUCCAGUUGUCCAUCGAGCCAGCAUCAGUCCAGCGAAGGCUGUGGAUCGUGAUUCAGAUAGAAAGGAGCCGACAUAUCCCACGCGUCCUGUGACAGAUGAAGAUAUAGCAAUGUUGAGGGAACGGCCGCCGGAAUACACCUUGGACUUUAUUUCUCGUUGGCUCAUCAUUGUCCAACAGAUCUUGGAACAACUUAGGUCAUUGCCUGACGCUGAGAAGACUCAGCAAAUGCAGGUUGCACAGGAACAGCUAGACCGUGUAACAGCAGCUUUAGCAGACCCUGACCUCCGUGACAAGAUGAAGUCACGUGGCGAUGAGAAGCCAGAGUCAUUCCAGAGGUUCCGACAGUUAUCGUCCGACCUCCAGCAACUGACGGAGGCCUUCGGACGUGAGCGUCUGGAACAUGACUCUAAAUUACAGGCCGAGAAGCGCACUCGGGAUCAGCUCUCAGCAAUUCGCCAAUGGUUGAUUCAGCUCCAGUGCAUACUGCGUAUCGAUAUCGAGUACAUCCAAGAUCCAAGUCUUCUGGAAAAGCUCUUACAAGACAUUAAGCGUUUCAUCGCCGAUUUGCCGUCCCGCAAGCGUCAGCUAGAAGCACUGAAGUCGGAAGGUGCACUGCAAGAUGUCGAUGUUGCUGAAAUACAAAAACAGUUGGAUGAUGCUGGGUCCAGACUGGGAGACUGCGUAAAAUCUCUGGAAGACGCGAGAGCAAACGUUCUUCAAGAACGCCAGCAGCAACACCUGAACUGGAAGGUCCUGCAAGAUUUAGCAUCAUCAGGUCCGGAUGCUGACUCUGAGGCUGCCAGCACCGAAGCCCAAUGGCUGCAGGACACAGAGAAUGUGGUGAACGCCCACGAAGAAAUCCUGUUAUCUCAACUUCAACAGCCGCCUGAGCAGUAUCGUGGAGGAGAGGGAGAUGACGAUGAUGUGGAAUGGGUGAUACCAUUUUCCACCGAUGAGCCUGAGCCGUCAGAGGAACUCCCAACAUGGCUGGCGUGUCUGGAACCUCAUACCCUUCCAAACCGAAGACGGUGGCAACAUAUCAUAGGACGUUACGCGGACACACCAAGCCGUGACCUUCCAUCAGAUACAGCAGAACUUCGUCGCAUCUGGAACAUCUUGCUGAAGUCCUGUCGCGGAUGGGUGACCGCAGCGCACGACCGAGUUCGUCGACUUCCGCGACAGCCGUUGCAGACACAGUUGGACGUGUAUGAGGUGCGUCAGAUGUUAGAUGAAGAACUGGUCCUCGUGCUUCGAGCGGUCACUCAACUGCGGCUUCUGGCAAAUUUGCUGUCACAACGACUCCCACAAGAGGAUAUUCGAUCCCUAGGGGAAAGCAUCAGCGACCUCGACCACCAGGUCGCUUCGCUGCAAAGUCUUCUCAAGGACACAUUAGAUCAGACCAUCGCUUCAGAAAAGCAAACUCAAGAGGCUAAGGAUCACAUCGACGCCGUUGUGAACAAGGCCAGGGAUGACGUGGAACCCAAGUUGGCAAGUCGAGACCGCCAACUUUCCAUAAAGGAACUGCCAAGUGAUGAGGACAUCGACCAGAUUUUAUCGCACGUGAUCACAGGCAGUCGCCAAUUGGAUGCUAUCGAAGAGAAGCUCAAACGUGACAAACGUCAACGCAGCAGCACCGAUCGGGAAAUUCUUGCGGCGCGAGCUACCCUGGAUAGCCUGCGUAAAAAGAUCCUGGAAUGGGCCUGGUGGUGUCGGCAAAGAAGAGACCCGCGAGAGCUUCGACUUCAGGCUCGUCGUGCAUUAAAAACUCAUGUUGAUGUUCUGCAGCCACAGCUCACUGUAGCUCCACCAGCACUGCAAGCAACAGGAGAAGUGAACAAGCUGAAGGAGAGCGUACGAGAACUGAAGCUCUUGGACACACUGCUUAACAUAACGAAGCCGACGGAGGUUGCAACGGCUGACGUGAGUGAUGAGGACGCUGAAGAAUCCCUUACGUCCCCCGGUGACACCGUGGCGUUGGCUGAGGCACGGUUGGCUGAAUUGCGCUCAAUGGCCGAUGUAAGGGCACAGCUGGAACGAGCUGUGAGUGACCUCCAACGAUGGCUUGAAGACAACGCUCUUCCAUCGGCUCCUGGUCGUGAUGACCAACCGGAGGCUGUGGAACGAUCCCUCAACCAUCACAAGACGCUCCUCCUAAAGGCAGAGGUACAACAGUCGUGCGUGGACAAUCUGCAAGCGCUGUUAGCCGACUUGGCAGCUAAGGGAAUCCCUCUUGAUCCCGAGAUUGUGGAAGUAAUUCUGCGAUGGAACGUAUACCGGGCAACCUUGAUCUCACGAGUGCAAGACUUGCAAGCCACUGUUGAACGUGAUCGAGAUAUGACCGCGUCCGCGGCAACUACGGAAGCAGCACUCAAGGACACUCAGCAAUUAUUGUCUUCGGAGCCAGAUAGGCAAGAUGCCGCCUGGUACAUCUGGCUCGCGAACGUCUACACAAGCUUGCUAACAGCGAGGCAGGGAAUCGAUAGCAUUGACGAAGCCGACAGAGACUCCGAAACACCGCAGCAAACCUCGAAGCCUCCUCGUAGAAGCGUUUCCGAAUACAAUGAACGCGCGGAUAACCUGCAACAAGAAGUGGAAAAGAGGCUCAAUGGUUCAAUGCCAGAUGCAGAUUCUAAGACGCGCGCUGAGGUUCAAGAAUUACUUGAAAAGCACCUUGACAACGUAGAGAAGCAACUUUCCGAAAUGGAAGCUGAUGAUACGACGGGACCAAAAGAAACUUUGCUACGACUCAAGGCUUGGUGGUGGCUGUUGGCGCGCUUAGAACAGUGGCUCUCUGCAUUGCCUGCGGAACACAACAAGGAUCAGGAUCCCAUAGCUGCCUUGGAGACCACAGUCAAGACCGGUGAUUUGCAGCGUCGGUUGACUGCGAUACAGACACGCCAUAACAACCUGGUGACUGACUUGAGCAAGCGAGGUUUGGCUGACAAAGGUCUUGACGCUAUAAAAACAAGGGUGGAGGAAGGAUUGGACACGGUAGACGCAGCAGCUGACGAAAUAUCCAAACAGCAUAGAGACACUAAGGACUGUGGUCUGGGGGACCCUGUGGCAGGAGCUGCUUGGCUGCGUUUCCUCCUGGCGCAAAUUGAAAAACUCAAGGCACUGGAAGAAGACAUAACGAAACUGAAAGCGGCGAACUACGAUGUGGGUGACAUGACGAAGAGAUCAAAAGAACUUCACCGCAGAACAGCAGAUCUACAGGCGUCUAUGAAGCCUCGAUCUGAAGCUGCAGGAAACUUGCAGGCUGCCCUGAGGGCGGCCAACGCGUUCGUCGACAACAUUGAAGACAGUCUGGACAACAGCAGCCACGGAGACCCUCAACUUUAUGAGAGUCACAAACACUCUCUGGAGGCGUUGCAACAGACGAUGUCCAAUAGGCAGCAACUCAUAUCUGCCGUUGAGGAUGCUGCGGAGAAAAUGAAAAAGAUGUCCGGCAAGAAGGCCAAGUCAGAAAUCGAUCAGCAAGUAAAAUCUAUUCGUGAGAGGUGGCAGAACUUGCAGAGACGGUUGUCAGACCUGCUGAAAGACAUCAGCAAGCUACAGCCCACAUGGAAGACCGUCAAAUCAGUUGAACAGGAACUCCUAGCAGCUCAGGCAAUUGAUGACGACCUUGAGAGGUCGAAGGCAGAAGAUACCGCCCUGAAAGCUGCGAGAAAACUGUCUCCCGAAGACCUCAAGAGCACGGUCUUCGAUACUUCACCCAUCUUGACUCGGCUCAAGCAUCUUCAGCAGGCCACGCCAGCACCUGGCCAGUCGAAAGAUACUCAACUAGAACAGGACGUUAUGACGAAGGACAUUGAGGAGAUUCGCACGUCGUUAACAGAAGCAGAUAAGGCUGUGGCAACAGGUGUUGACGAGGGCUUGUCUGUUGAAGAGUUGGUGAAUGCCAAGAACAGUACUAGGGACCUCCUGAGCAAAAUCAUCUGGUUGGGUUUCCGACUCCAUUCCCUUCGCGACCAAGCCAAAUCGACGCAAGACCCAACCAGAACCAGGGAACUGGAAGACCUCUUUGACCACUGGCAGCGAGUUUCUUCCCAACUCGUUCAGAAACACAACAACUACGAAGAACUGCUCGCCAGUCGCGAUCCGCCGCAGACACUGGCCUCGGAUCAGCUUAGAUUCCUCCGCGAAGUACGACGUGUCCUUCUACAACCAAUUCCCGAUGACCCCGAAGAAGCCAUCCGCUACCUGCAGCAACUUCUCAAGCUGAGUUUCACGCUGGCUUCUAGAGAGUCUGUGUACAGAACGAUCGCGAAGACCUCUCAACCGGACGCUGCUAGACGCUCGCGAGAACAGUUCAAGCAGCUCCUGGUCAUUCUGAGGUGGAGGAUUGUCUUCGUGCUUCGACGCGUGCUGGCUUGGGAGAAAACGCGUUCUGCUUUGAAGAGUCUUGAUUCCCAUUUGGAUCGUACGGAAAAGUUGGACCUGUUGCGGCUGGCGUCAGCUCCUGUGGUGGAUGCUAACCAAGUGGAAUUCCUCUUCAGGCGUCAGGACCUGACCCCACAACUGGAACAAGCCGAGAAUCUAUGGACUGUCGUAGACCACCAACUCAACGAGCUGCGACAGCAGCCCGCAAUGCCUGCGGAGGAACGGACGUGGCUGAAAGACCUGGAACGACAGGCAGAUGACUCUCAGCAUCGCUUAGUAAAGCUUCGGGAGCGAGCGUCUGCCGUGGCGCAGCUCUGCGCACGAUGGGAGCGCCUUCAGCAGCUGCUCCGACAGCUUCAGGAUGCCUUGAGCUCGGCAGUUAGGAGCUCCCGUCCAGUCGCUGACAGAGAACUAGCGGAGCUGGAUGACGCCAUAGCAGCAACAGAGGAAGUCCUGACCAGCGUCGAACGGGACUUCGCCAUCAGUAACGCGGACGAUCUUCACCAGACGCUGUCGCUGGCAAGAGGACUUCGCAGAACGUUAGCACUACCAGCGACCCCUAAAGACGGUUGGGAACGGCUUCGCGAGGCCUGGGCUCGCUUCGCCGCCUGCUGCCGGGAAUUAGGAAACAAGCUAACGGCUGAAGAACCUAUCGAAGAACCUGCCGUGAAGGAACAGCAUCUGGCAACGCUUAUGGAACCGCAGGUUGAGAGCUUAGGAGGAUUGUACAACAUCCUGGCUUCCAACGGCGAAGUUCUGCAGUAUACGCUGGGCAGAGAUGACUCGGCAGAAGAGGAAGCCAAGAACGGAAAAGCUGCUUGGGAGACCUUGAAGGAUAAAUUGAAUCAGAGAAUGAAGAAGCUUAACGAAGCCAAGUCGCUUCUAGAAGACCUGGACGUGCAAGACAAAGAGUUUUGUGCGUGGCUGGAAGACGCUGAGAACUCCAUCCGCGUUCCUGUUGUCUACCUCAACUUUCACGACGAGGAGAUUCAGCGUCAACUGCGCAAUGCCGACAUGAACCUGCAAGAUGCUCAAGACCAUUCCGAACCUCUGGAGACCCUUGACCGAACGGCAAACUCCUUGCUCAAGUAUUACCACGACUGCAUUCCAGCGGCACGCCUGGAACAGAUCAGGCUUCAUCUGGUAGAUCUGCAGAGACGGUGGGAAUUCCUGUGCACGGAGCUGAGCAACAGAAAAAUAAAGAUUCAAGGGACGGGCAUCUCUUGGACUGAAUUAAGAGAACGACUCGAAGCUGUCAAUUCUAGACUGGACGACACAGAGCGUGUCCGUAGAGGUCUUAAAGACUGCCAGGAACUUUGUGAUUUCAAGGACGCGGAACAAGAACGCCAGCGGUUCGAGGCCUUGCACCGAAGGCUUCAAGAAGAUCAUCUCCAUCUACAGCCAAUACACGACGAGUACCAACGGCUGGUGCAAGAGUCCAGCACAGACGUAGCGGGACAGCUCCGAACGGCAAUCCACGACGCGUACACGCGCUGGAUGGAGCUGCAAGGACUUCUCCAGCGUAAUCUCCAGCAGGUGCACGAACUGUGGAGCGGCUGGGAAACCUACGAGAACAGCCGCGAACAGUUGAUGUUGUGGCUGGCUGAGAUGGACAUGGCGCUGACGCAGCACGAAGUCCGCGGACCGAACACCAGGCCUUUGAACGAGCUGCAAGACGACAUGAACGGUCAACGGGUAAAGUUGCAAGAACUGCAAGGUGCUGCUGAAGACCUGUGCCAGCAUUGCGGACCAUCAGCAAAGGCAACCACUGCACCUCAAGUGCAGGAGAUGCUACAGUACUGGAACGAAAUUGAAACCCGGCUCGACAUACUACUUAGGAAGGAAGCAGAACCUGAGGUUACUGUUUCCGAAGAGCAGCAACAAACAUCCGCUGCGCCUCAAACAGCUCAAGCCAGUCCUCCAGAAGGACGGGUUACUCCAACUUUCUCCGAGCACGAAGAAAUUCCUCAAGACUUCCAACGCAUCUUAACGACGUGUGUCACAAGCGCAGACCACGCACGGAGACUCAAGAGGUUCCACGACAGUUCCGAAGAUGAUGAAACAGAUGAGUUACAGCGGCAGUGGGAAUCACUCCGGCCAGAAAUUGAAGAAUACGACGUGGCUACCCUGGACGACGAUGUGAUCCCGUCAGACACGCCCUUUUUAGCGAAGUUAGCGCGACUCGAAAGCUGGUUGGAAGACGCUGACUCCCGCAUGGAAGAAGUACAGCAGCCGAGUAACUUGGAAGAACUCGAAAUGGUGCUUAAUUCUCACGGCCAAUUUCUCCGUGAAUGCUCGCGGUACAGAAAUCUCCUAGACCAUCUCGACGCAUCACGGGAUGAACUCGUGAAAGAGUACGAAGCCUCUGGACGCCAGGGCGAAGAUCCAUCAGUGAGGUUACAGCGUACAAAGGACCGGUGGGCUCUUCUGUGCCGUUGGGCUUGUGGGCUCCAGGGACGCCUGUGCUGGUUCCUUCUUCACUGCAAGGAGUUCCGGUUGUCCCUGCGUGGCCUCCUGGCUUGGCUGGAAGUCCUCGAGUCUCGUGUAGGAUCUGCGGUACCAGUGGAAGAGGUCGAGACGCCAGAGCGGCUUAGCCGUCGAUACCGACGAUUCCUGGCACUAAACAACGAAUUACGACGCUGCGGCCAACGGGUUGGUGCCCUGAAGCAAGUGGCACUUCAUCCACCUCCAGAGGAGGUCAGCCCUGACUACCAGCAUGAAACAUCAGCCGAUAAACAAGAGGACGGUGCAGAUGUAAUGCAACCGCAGGAAACACUGCAGCAAGCCGAGGACCAGUUGGCCUCAUUGCAGGCUAUCUGUGAAGCUCAACUAGCGAGACUUCGGGCUGCCCUUUUUGCUACUGGACAGCCAUUGCCUCUACCAUCAGAGGUGUCCUACCAGGACUUGGAAAGCGAUACCGAAAAGGAAGACGCCGAAUCUGACACUGACGAAGGCAGCUGGGGGUCCUUCUGGGGCCGGGUUGCUCGUGCAGCCCUACCGAUCCAACUUUUGCUCCUGGUUCUCCUAGGGGCCGCCAGUCUUCUGCCCCUGUCGGAGGAGGACUUCAGUUGCGUACUUACGAAUAACUUCGCCCGUUCUCUGGACCCGAUGUUACGGUACCCUAACGGGCCACCGCCGAUAUAAGACCGACACGACGAUCGAGUUAUUACGCAUGUUCAUCAAAUUUCAUCUCAUUUCACGAAAAGAACAAGUUUUUAGUUUGUUUUAUCUACGUAUACGUUUAAACAUUUUGAGAGUUAUGGUUUUUCGCAUGGUUUCCGAUUACGGCGCGUGACAUCGAAGGAGCAGGUUAAUUUUUCGUAUUUUUCGAAGCUCCUCGAUAUUUUCGUCUUCUUUUUUACUUUGUUGUUUCUUUCGCACAAUUACUGCUCGCACAUUAAAAAGUACUCAUAAACGUCCAUUGACUUCGAACGUUAUACUUACCUUAGUUCGUGCCAUACCUUAUCGCCACCUUAACUUCAGCAAAUCGUGAGGCAGCCUUUGCUUGUGAUAUACUCCCUUCCCCCCCCCCCUCCUUAUCAAAGGAUGUAACAAGACCCGCGAUUGAUGCAAAACCGGUCAGCCAAUCGGAUCUAUGGGAUAACAGAUCCACCGCCCGUUGUGAUGUAAUGUAUUUCUUCGUAGCAUAAAGACAUUGAUGAACUUGGCUGACAGGGAGUGGCAAGUAGCUAUAGUUUUGUGAUCUUUUUUUUGUGAUUUCCGAACCUUGUGCCUCGCGAUACAGGUUGCUAUUAGAGUGUGUAUACAAUAUUUCUGCUCGCUGUGCUAACUUUAAGCUGUGCUUUUAGAAGUCUGUUACUGUUCGGGGUGACCGGCGGGGUCAAUAUUUAGGCGAAUGUUUUUUUUUCUUUCAUACUUUUUUCCCUUUUAUCGAGGCCGUAAAGUGCACUCGAAGUUGUUUAAUAUUUUCAGCGGCAGCUUGUGUAUCGUUAUCUCUGUUAUCACGCGUAGGUACAUGUUUAGAAUUGCGACUCGUGUGUGAUAAUAGAAGGAUGGUGCGCCCACCACUUUUGCGUUAUCUAGAAACAAAUUGCUCGAGCAGAGACUGUAAGAGUGCCUUGGCUGAUAAAGAAAUAAAUAGUUUAUCAAAGGA